Coregonus sp. 'balchen' is the source of this 61125-nucleotide messenger RNA. The record is from the annotation of a GenBank genome assembly. NCBI's taxonomy places the organism in Eukaryota, Metazoa, Chordata, Actinopteri, Salmoniformes, Salmonidae.
UCUCCCAUCUCCUCCUUCAAUAGCCCAGUGUACUUGCCACCACCAGACCCCAUCGAGGCUGCCGAGUCAUUGUUAGGGGAUGCAAGCAGGGAGCCCCUGUUGACAGAUGGCCUUGGCGACGCAAAUGCUGAGUCUCCCCUCCUAUCCAGACAACCCAACCCUGUCAUAUGCUGGGGUACAUGCCAGUGCUCUUGUAUAAUUUAUACACCUAUUUAUAUACCCAUUGUAAUGGAACCAUGCCUCCAAUAGACCUCAGUUUACCUACCAGACAUGCUAGAGUAGAUGGUGCCGUUCCCCCCAUAGUUUUAAUCCCUCCCUGCAGCUGUUUAAUCUCUGUAUACCCAAAACCCAAAGGGAGGAUUACGUUUUGUGUGAUAGUGUCAGAGCUUCCCGAGAGAAUCCGCUUUCCCAUCAGAUAAUACAAAAACACUCGGGGUAGGCUCUUCUGUUUUAAGUGGAUGAGUGCAGCUCAGUGCUACUUCAGUCAGCACAGUGGUUGCCAAGACGAAUGAGAGGUGACGGGAUGGGGGUUGUCCUUGAGUGAGGAGCUCAGAAUGCUGAGGAAGAAGGCAAGAGACCCCAAGGAAAAGUGUGGUGUGAGGAGGAGGAGAUGCUCCCCUCUUCACCUUUUCUCUAGAGACAUGUACAGAGUGCAAACUGCUGCAAGUGACGCAUGGAGUGAGUAUAGACCACAUCUAGCUUAAUCUAAUUUUAUGACUCUCAUCCAUUGCUUAAUACAUUAUCCAUUACUUUGUUGAAAAAAUUAUCGAUCUUACAAGUAGAACAUUUGCAAAGUCAUUCUGCAUUGUUCGGUAGUAGCUAUAGCAGCAUAACUUCACAAACAGUCACUAUGUACAUUGAUGAUUAAAGGGCAGAAUGUAAGUUUAAGGCAAAUUAAAUGAAUGAUCGUGGGAUGGUAGCGCUUUGUUCUGCAACUCGAUAAUGCUGGCCAACGAACGUGCCCAUCCGAUAGCUAGCAUGAUGAGUCAAUGUCGCAAAGUGCCCGGAGUGGGGCGAAAAUCACUGUCCUGAUCACUGAAUAUGGAGGGAAAAUGCCCCUGCUGUAUCAGCCAGCCUGUAUCUGCUCUGCGACACGGUCACCCUGCGGACCGGGGCGAUCAAUAAACCCAAUGUCAUACAUACAUGCAUUCAAUAAAAACUCUUUAAAUGUAAUCUCUCAUCACCCUCUAAUGUGCCUUAGGGCACAGUACAAUGACCAGCUUAAAGUCUGUGGUAUCGCUGGCCUCGGAAUGCCAAUCCUAGGACCGUGGAAGAGAACAAGCCCUGCAUUAUCACGUCGGUUAGAUCUUAUCUCCUGUUCCUAUGUUUAUUUAAAGUCCUCCCGAAACAGAGACUAUGGAACCGUGGCUGACCGUGACUCCGCUGUCUGGCCCUCUCUCUGGGCCUGAGUGGUGUAACGUCAAUGCCCUGUUGAGCGCGCAGCCAGGCGGACAUUUGCAUGCAGUCGAUGGUCACUUUAUUUUUCCACACCGCCAGUGGCGAGUGGGCUUAUCACUUUACAUUAGGGCUAGGAAUUGCCAGGGACCUCACAUUACGAUAUUAUUACUUAGGUGCCGAUACAAUGCAGUGGCUUGCGAAAGUAUUCACUCCCCUUGGCAUUUUUCCUAUUUUGUUGCCUUACAACCUGGAAUUAAAAUAUAUUUUUUUGGUAGUUUGUAUAAUUUGAUUUACACAACAUGCCUACCACUUUGAAGAUGCAAAAUAUAUUUUUUAUUGUGAAACAAACAAGAAAUAAGACAAGAAAACAGAACUUGAGUGUGCAUAACUAUUCACCCACCCCAAAGUCAAUACUUUGUAGAGCCACCUUUUGCAGCAAUUACAUCUGCAAGUCUCUUGAGGUAUGUCUCUAUAAGCUUGGCACAUCUAGCCACUGGGAUUUUUGCCCAUUCUUCAUGGCAAAACUGCUCCAGCUCCUUCAAGUUGGAUGGGUUCCGCUGGUGGACAGCAAUCUUUAAGUCAUACCACAGAUUCUCAAUUGGAUUGAGGUCUCUGGAAGACUGAAACAGGUUUCCCUCAAGAAUUUCCCUGUAUUUAGCGCCAUCCAUCAUUCCUUCAAUUCUGACCAGUUUCCCAGUCCCUGCCGAUGGAAAAACAUCCCCACAGCAUGAUGUAGCCACCACCAUGCUUCACUGUGGUGAUUGUGUUCUCGGGGUGAUGAGAGGUGUUGAGUUUGCGCCAGACAUUUUCCUUGAUGGCCAAAAAGCUAAAUUUUAGUCUCAUCUGACCAGAGUACCUUCUUCCAUAUGUUUGGGGAGUCUCCCAAAUGCCUUUUGGCGAACACCAAACGUGGUGCCGCUUGCUUGGUGGUGCCCCUUGCUUAGUGGUGUUGCAGACUCUGGGGCCUUUCCGAACAGGUGUGUGUGUGUGUGUAUAUAUACUGAGUGACAUAUACAUGUGACAGAUCAUGUGACACUUAGAUCAUGUGACACAAAGGUAGACUUUAUUUAAGUAAUUAUGUGACAUCUGAAGGUAAUUGGUUGCACCAGAUCUUAUUUAGGGGCUUCUUAGCAUACUUUUCUGUUAUUUAUUUAAAAAAUAAUAAUAAUCAUUUCACUUCACCAAUUUGGACUAUUUUGUGUAUGUCCAUUACAUGAAAUACAAAUAAAAAUCCAUUUAAAUUACAGGUUGUAAUGCAACAAAAUAGGAAAAAUGCCAAUGGGGAUGAAUACUUUUGCAAGGCACUGUAUGUAUUGCAAUUCUCACGAUUUGAUACUGUGAUGUUAUUGCAAUUCGACGUUCCAAACAUGGUGCUCACCAUAUGUCUGCUGCAGAGAGACGAGAGAACAUGAGAAAAGAGUUUUGAUCAGUCAGGGAAAUAUAACUGCUGAAAACAAAUUGUCUCCCUAUUUCCAUUUAAAAAGAAGAUUGAGAACAAACUAUUAAGAAGAAAUACUGUGGAGUUUUGGUGCAGGUACAGCCAACUAGUGCAAAAAUACUAUUGCGAUAUUGUCAAAAUUAUAUGAUAUCGUCAAAAAUAAUAUCCCGAUAUGUAACUAUCACAUUUUUUCCCCCCCAUCACUACUAUACAUAUGUAAAUGUCGUUUGGGAUCGGCCUUUUGUUCAGUGCCCGUAACGCAGGACGUCGAGGCUAGUUUAAGAUCCUGUCUUCGAGCUUCCUCUUUUUCUGGGCCUCUUUUUGUCUUGCGUUAAUAGGUGGGGGGCUCAGGGACGGGAUGUUGUAAAGGUCUUUGAAUGUGUGGCUGGGAUGGGGCUUCCUCUCCUGUGCUGUCCCUGGUAUUUGUAUUUAUAAUGGAUCCCCAUUAGCUGCUGCCAAGGCAGCAGCUACUCUUCCUUGGGUCCAGCAACAUUAAGGCAGUUAUAUACACAAUUGAAAAUAUUACAUGACAUUACAUUUCAUAACACUUUACCCAAUACAUUUAGUGUGUUCCCUCAGGCCACUACUCCACUGUCACAUAUUUACAAUACAACAUCCAUGUGUACGUGUGUGUAGAGUGAGUGUCUUAUGUGCCUGUGUGUGUCUCUUCACAGUCCCCACUGUUCCAUAAUGUGGAUUUCUAUCUGUUUUUCAAAUCUGAUUCUACUGCUUGCAUCAGUUACCUAAUGUGGAAUAGAGUUCCAUGUAGCCAUGGCUCUAUGUAGUACUGUGCGCCUCCCAUAGUCUGUUCUUCACUUGGGGAUUGUGAACAGACCUUUUGGUGGCAUGUCUUGUGUGGUAUGCAUGGGUGUCUGAGCUGCGUGCUAGUAGUUUAAACAGACAGCUUGGUGCAUGUCAACACUUCUUACAAAAACAAGUAGUGAUGAAUGCAAUCUCUCUUCCACUUUGAGCCAUGAUAGAUUUACAAGCAUAUUAUUCAUGUUAGCUCUGUGUACAUUUAAGGGCCAGCUGUGCUGCCCUGUUCUGAGCCAAUUGUAAUUUUCCGAGGUCCCUCUUUGUGGCACCUGACCACACGACUGAACAGUAGUCCCAGUGUGACAAAACUAGAGCCUGUAGGACCUGCCUUGUUGAUAAUGUUGUUAAAAGCAGAGCAACACUUUAAUAUGGACAGACUUCUUCCCAUGUUAGCUGCUGUUGUAUCAACAUGUUUUGACCAUGACAGUUUACAAUCCAGGGUUACUCCAAGCAGUUUAGUCACCUCAACUUGCUCAAUUUCCACAUGUAUUUAUUACAAGAUUUCGUUGUUUAGGGUUUAGUGAAUGAUUUGUCCCAAAUUCAAUGCUUUUAGUUUUUGAAAUAUUUAGGACUAACUUAUUCCUUGACACCCAAUUCCGAAACUAACUGCAACUCUUUAUUAAGUGUUGCAGUGAUUUUGCUCGCUGUAGUAGCUGACGUAUAUGGUUUUGAGUCAUCCGCAUACAUAGACACACUGGCUUUACUCAAGGCCAGUGGCAUGUCAUUAGUAAAGAUUGAAAAAAGUAAGGGGCCUAAAAAGCUGCCCUGGGGAAUUCCUGAUUCUACCUGGAUUAUGUUGGAGAGGCUUCCAUUAAAGAACACCCUCUGUGUUCUGUUAGAUAGAUAACUCUUUAUCCACAAUAUAGCAGAGGGUGUAAAGCCAUAACACAAGUUUUUCCAUCAGCAGACUAUGAUCGAUAAUGUCAACAGCCGCACUGAAGUCUAACAAAACAGCUCCCACAAUCUCUUUAUCAUCAAUUUCUCUCAGCCAAUCAUCGCAAAUUUGUGUAAGUGCCGUGCUUGUUGAAUGUCCUUCCCAAUAAGCGUGCUGAAAGUCUGACAUUUGUUUACAGUAAAAUAGCAUUGUAUCUGGUCAAACACAAUUUUUUCAAAGUUUAUUAAGGGUUGGUAACAGGCUGAUUGGUUGGCUAUUUGAACCAGUAAAGGGGGCUUUACUAUUCUUGGGUAGCGGAAUUACUUUUGCUUCCCUCCAGGCCUGAAGGCACACACUUUCUAGUAGUCUUAGAUUGGAGAUAUGGCAAAUAGGAGUGGCAAUAUCAUCCGCUAUUAUCCUCAGUCAUUUUCCAUCCACAUUUUCAUACCCCGGUGGCUUGUCAUUGUUGAUAGACAACAAUAUUUUUUAAAUUUCUUCCACAUUCACUUUAAUGAAUUCAAAAUUACAUUGCUUGUCUUUCAUAAUUUGAUCAGUUAUACUUGGAUGUGUAGUGUCAGCGUUUGUUGCUGGCAUGUCAUGCCUAAGUUUGGUAAUCUUGCCAAUGAAAAUAUCAUUAAAGUAAUUGGCAAUAUCAGUUGGUUUUGUGAUGAAUGAGCCAUCUGAUUCAAUGAAUGAUGGAGCUGAGUUUGCCUUUUUGCCCAAAAUGUCAUUUUAAGGUGCUCCAAAGCUUUUUUCUGUCAUUUUUUGUAAUUUAUUUUUGUUUCAUAGUAUAGUAGUUUCUUAUUUUUAUUCAGUUUAAUCACAUGAUUUCUCAAUUUGCAGUACAUUUGCCAAUCGGUUGUACAGCCAGACUUAUUUGCCAUUCCUUUUGCCUCAUCCCUCUCAACAAUAACAUUUUUCAAUUCCUUGUCAAUCCACGGGGAUUUAACAGUUUUUACAGUCAUUUUCUUAAUGGGUGCAUUCUUAUUAGUAACUGGAAUAAGCAAUUUCAUAAAUGUGUCAAGUGCAGCGUCUGGUUGCUCCUCAUUACACACCACAGACCAACAAAUAUUCAACAUAGGAAUCACUACAAAACUUAUUGUAUGACCUCUUAUUAGGCCCAGCCUUUGGCACUUUGGUUUUCCUAGAUAUGGCUACUAUAUUGUGAUCAAUACAUCCGAUGGAUUUGGAUACUGCUUUAAAGCACAUUUUUGCAGCAGUAGUAAAGAUGUGAUCAAUACAUGUUGAUUAUUUAAUUCCUGUGCUGUUUUUAACUACACUGGUAGGUUGACUGAUAACCGGAACCAUGUUGCAGGCACUAGUUACAGUUUGAAGCUUUUUCUUGAGUGGACAGCUUGAUGAAUGCCAGUCCAAUAUUUUAAAUCACCCAGAAAAUAUACCUCUCUUUUGAUAUCACAUACAUUAUCAAGCAUUUCACACAUGUUAUCCAGCUAUUGACUGUUAGCACUUGGUGGUCUAUAGCAGAUUCCCACCAGAAUGGGCUUUAGGUGAGGCAGAUGAACCUGUAGCCAUAUUACUUCAACAGUAUUUAACAUAAGAUCCUCCCUAAGCUUUACAGGAAUGUGGUUCUGAAUAUAAAUGGAAACACCUCCACCUUUUGGCAUUUCUGACCCUGGAUGACCCUGGACAACACCCUGUCGUUCUCCGCCAACAUCAAGGCGGUGACCCGCUCCUGCAGGUUCAUGCUCUACAACAUUCGGAGAGUACGACCCUGCCUUACACAGGAAGCGGCACAGGUCCUGGUCCAGGCGCUUGUCAUCUCCCGUCUGGACUACUGCAACUCGCUGUUGGCUGGCCUCCCUGCCUGUGCCAUUAAACCCCUACAACUCAUCCAGAAUGCCGCAGCCCGUCUGGUGUUCAACCUUCCCAAGUUCUCUCACGUCACCCCCCUCCUCCGCACACUCCACUGGCUUCCAGUUGAAGCUCGCAUCCGCUACAAGACCAUGGUGCUUGCCUAUGGAGCAGUGAGGGGAACGGCACCUCUGUACCUUCAGGCUCUGAUCAGUCCCUACACCCAAACGAGAGUAUUGCGCUCAUCCACCUCUGGCCUGCUGGCUCCCCUUCCUCUGCGGAAGCAUAGUUCCCGCUCAGCCCAGUCAAAACUGUUCGCUGCUCUGGCACCCCAAUGGUGGAACAAGCUCCCUCACGACGCCAGGACAGCGGAGUCACUCACCACCUUCCGGAGACAUUUGAAACCCCACCUCUUUAAGGAAUACCUGGGAUAGGAUAAAGGAAUCCUUCUUCACCCCCCCCCCCCCCCCCCCCCCCCCCCCCAAUUGUAAAGUGGUUAUCCCACUGGCUAUAGGGUGAACGCACCAAUUUGUGAGUCGCUUUGGCUUAGAGCGUCUGCUAAAUGACGUUAUUGUGCCCUUGAGCAAGGCACUUAACCCUAAUUGCUCCUGUAAGUCGCUCUGGAUAAGAGCGUCUGCUAAAUGACUAAAAUGUAAAAUGUAAUUUCUGUCUUUUCUGUAGAUGUUAUAAUCAUGUAUUGCUACCACUGUAUCAUCAAAGGUAUUAUCUAAGUGAAUUUCAGAGAUUGUCAGAAUAUGAAUGGCAUCUGUUACUAGCAAAUUAUUGAUUUCAUGAACCUUGUUUCUUAAGCUACAUAUGUUAACGUGGGCUAUUUGUAGCACUUUUCUGGGAUGCUUGAUUGUUUUCAUUGCUUUACUGAGAAGCUUAGCAGAAGUAGACAUGCUCAUGUUAUUUCUGUUAGUGGAGGGUGAGCUGCACAGUGGACUUCCUACUAGGUCACACCGCCUCAGUGCUAACAGUAUAACUCUGGUUCAUAGGCACAUAAUUACUUCAUUCAAUAGCUGUAGGAUCAGCAGAGGCAUUCAGGGCAUUUAGAGGGACAGAAAUUAAUUAAGUCUUCCAAUGCCCCUGGGAUAAUGUACAUUUGCUGAAGCAUUAUGACAAUUUAGCGACACAAUGGUAGGGAUUAACUGAGCUGGGCUUGAGUCAUUGGAUCCAGGAUCCAGGAACCCAAAUGAUUUGGGUGGAUCCCAUCCUCCUUAUAAAAUUAGCUUUGUUUCCAGAAGGUAUCAAAAUUGUCACGAAAUGUUACACCCACAGAGCUGCAAUAGUCUCGUAGCCAGAUAUAGAGGGCUAAAAGUCUGCUGGAACGUUCGAUGCCACGAUGGGUAUUAUGGGAGGGUAUUAUGGGGUGUUUGUUGGUGUCAAGCAGAGACCCAAUCAGUUCUUUAAAAUCUAUCUUCAGCUGUUCUGAGCUGCCCUUCAUAAUGUCAUUGAAUCCCACAUGAACUAUGAUAGACUCAAUUUCCUGAUGCAUGUUUUAAAAUGUUUGGGAGCAGGUUAUUGAUGUCCGGUACUCGUGCUCCUGGAUAGCACAACGUUUUUGCUCCAGGGGGUGAGACAUUUCUCACCAUUGAACUGCCCAAUACAAUGGCCGGAGAAGGGGAUGGAGAAAUCCGCCCAUUCCUACCCCUCACACAAUUCGUUGACCCUUUCACGGGCCCACGAGAAGCAGGAUAGCAUACGCCCGCUACUCCCGGCGAUAGGUCCAGAUCUCCCGCAGCAGCCAGUGCCCCAGUGCCCCCCUGGAGUCAGGGACACUCCAGUCCGCUUAGCAGCUGAUUGGAGCAAUCCUCUUGAUGUUCUCCGUCUACUCCACUACAAGAUGGAGGAGGAGAAGCAGAUGGAGAUGGCUUCCUUGGCAGGCAAGUUCCAGGUAGCACAGGCUUUUUGGAUAGGGACAGAUGACAAGGCGGGGAUACAUCCAUCAGGCCCGAGCGGCGACCAGCCACAGGAGUUGAGAACGAGAGAGUUCCAAUUUGUGUUAUCCCCAUAAGUGCGCGCAGAAUUGAAAUUUGCUAGCUAAGGAUUGCCAGCUCAUUCCUUUAAUCCUCCGCAAGCAAACAAUUGCCUCAUUGGAAUUCCGGAUUGUCAAUAUUGUCCUGGACAAGCGCUUCUACAGCUCUGGAAACGUUUGUUAGCUAUUCCAGGGGAAGUGGGCUCCAUUGCAACCUUGCUAGCUAGCUGGCUAGUUGGUAGCAGGUGUUGACACAAACACUUAUGAAUAAAACUAAAUACAACUUUUGAAAAAACUGGCCCGAAACAGUAGCUCGAUGCGCAGGAUUUAUCUGAGUUCGUGAGUGGUCGGGGGUGGGGUGCAGGCUGUGAGCGUCCUGGGACACAUAGCUGGAACAGGUUGGGUUGUGGGCCCUGAGAGACCGACCCGGUGGGACAGCUACCCACGUCAUGGUAUUGUCUCUGCACAGGAGGGAUGCUUCCUGUGUUUGACCUUCUCCAGCUGAUACGAGGACAGAUUAAUCAGUGUCUGUGUGUGAGAGAAUAAAUGUUCUGUCAGAUAAAGAUACAAAUCUGUUAGAUUGUUUAUAGAAAUGAAUAAACAUGGGUGAACAACAGUUUAAUUCAGAGAUAUUGUUAUUCAGAUGUCUUUCUCCAUUGUGUAUGCUGACCAUAGCGGUCUGUCUCGUUUUGUUUACAGGAACCAUUUGAGGAUGGCUUCGCCAACGGGGAUGAGCUGACACCGGCCGAGGAGGCCGCAGCCAAGGAGGCGGCCGAGCCUAAGGGAGCGGUCAAGUUCGGAUGGAUCAAAGGGGUGCUGGUGAGUGGUCAACCGACAGACUCUGUUGGACCUUUUGGAUCUCCUGAGAGCUUUGUCCUCCUGGUUACCUUUUGUAAUGUGACACAAUGUGACGUUUCCCCAUCAACAUCCCUCUAUUUCGAUUUCCAUCUCCCCCUCCCUUUAAAUGUCUACACUUUCUGCCUUUUCUCUGUGACCCCUGCCUCUACCAUUGCUACUGCAUCAUAAGCACUUCUCUUUUUAGUUCUGACAUUGUAGGGAAUGCAGUGUCCUCAAGUUAUUCUUGAACACAAUGUUCAAUGGCAUAGAUGUAAAUCCUGACUGUACGUGCAUUUCAAGUCAGGAUUUUGACCAUAGUAUAUUUUUCUGCCCGCUCAUUCAAAGUACAGAGAAAUUCAUUCAGGACCCCACAAUCAAGCAAGGCCUCUUCAGUAUUAAGUUCCCAGGUGGUUACUACGAAUUAUUUGGAUUUCAAAUAUCAAUAUGCACAUAUCAUUCGAUUUAAGAUUCCCUUGGCUGUCUAAGCGUAUUUUAUCAGAUCCUAUAGCAGUCAAAGAGGAACCUCAAUAAUUGAGAUGUAUGUGUGUGAGUCGAUCACACUCUACUCAAGAUUCUGUGCUACUAGCAAGAAUUGCUUUGGUGAUUAAUCCUUCGAGGUCUGUACAGGCCAUAGAAUGUUUCUGAGAGUCUAGUGUAAGAAUCUGGCAGGGUUGUAUGAAUUUGUCACACAUUACAUAAAGUAUCCAAAAUGUUAAGUAUUUUUAACUACAUUCAUGACAACUAGUAGAAACAGUUUAUUUAAAGCCAUUUCCACUUUGUUUGAAGUUCUGACAGAUGAUGUGCAGCACACUUAGUUCUUUCUCAGAAAAUCUGUUUCUUGUUACCCAGCUUGUAUUUUGACAUGUAAAAGCCUUCCUUCCUCUCCUUCCUCAUCAUCUGUGCUCUCUCACUCAUCUGACUGUUUUAAUAGCAGCAGGGCUGUGACGGUCAUGGAAUUUUGGAUGACUGUUAUUGGCCAGCCAAAUGACCGCAGUCACUGUAAUAGCCGUUAGAAUAGCAUGUGCUGCCAUAGAAAUAAAAAGAAUAGAACGGGUUUCCCCAUUCAAGUCAAUGAUGGCAUAAUGGGUGGACUGGCGGCCAUUGCGAGUGUACCCAUAGAAGCAAAGCAGGAAGUAAAAGCAGGAAGUGUACCCAUCAAUUUGUGCUGCAUUGUCUCAUCAGAUGGCGAUGCUCAUCCUGCAACCGAUUUAUCUUGUAGGACGCGGAACUCAUAUUCAAAUUUGAAUAUUGAGCAUCCACCAUUAUAAAAUGAAAACAUUAGUUCCUAAAAAGAAAUGUAUAUCACUGCGCUCUCGUAUGACUCUCCAUGAAAUAGGCAGAAUAACUUGCUAGCUAAAUUAUUACAAACGUUGUGACAGGUACUAGUUUUUAAUUGUGAGAAAAUAAAAACUAACCAGAUGACUAUCUCCUGCACAAAUUCUGUGCAAGGACGUUGGUCGCCAGUGCAGUGACUUGAUCCGCUGUGUAGCCAACUGUUGUAGCUAGCUAGCUUACUGACAUAGCUAGCUAGCUAGUCAGCUAGCUCUUCCUUCACUGACAUAAAAAGCUUGCUUAGCCUGUUUAAAUUACCCUGAAGUUGUAGACAUGCAGCCCCACAAUUAAGAGUAACUGACUUAUCAGAAAUCGGUCUGUAGAUCAGCAUGUUUCUCCGCGAUAGUAUUGUUGGGUCAGCUGAGCACAGCAGCUGACUCGGGAGGCUACUGCAAUGACUUGUGGUAGAAGAACAGCUGCUUCAUGAAACAUCAUAAUGUAAGCAUUAUCACUACUAGCUGCAGUAGCUUGAUAGCUAGCAUUUGUUGGAAGAUUAAGCAUUGUGUGUGCAGCACUAAGUAGGUAGCUGGUUGUUUAGCAGCAUCGUUUCAGUCAAAGAAGAUUUCAGUGACUGGCUCCGUUGUUGCCAACAAAUUAUGCUAGCUUUCGUGCCCAUAGUAAAACUUCAGAAGUACUGCUCAUUGAAGCACAAUAUUCCUUAGCUAGAUGUAAAAUGGGGCGACUCAGACUUCCACACCAAAAAAAAUAAACAUUUAUUGUUUCAGCUUAGAUUAUUUCAGGCAGUUCUGAAGCAGAAAUGGGGUUCAGUAGAUGAUGUCACCUAGGUAAUAUUUUUCAAUGUUGUGGCAGCCCAUUGUAGCCGGACUAUGUUUGAUCCAAAUCAAAUCUCAUUUUAUUGGCCACAUGCGCCGAAUACAACAGGUGUAGACAUUACAGUGAAAUACUUACUUACAGCCCUUAACCAACAAUGCAUUUAUUUUUUAAAUAAAAAAGUAAAAUAAAACAACAAAGUGUUGAGAAAAAAAGAGCAGAAGUAAAAUAAAAUAACAGUAGUGGGGUAACAGUGCAGAGUCAAUGUGCGGGGGCACCGGCUAGUUGAGGUAGUUUAGGUAAUAUGUACAUGUGGGUAGAGUUAAAGUGACUAUGCAUAAAUAAUUAACAGAGUAGCAGCAGCAUAAAAAGAUGGGGUGGGGGUGGGGGGGCAGUGCAAAUAGUCCGGGUAGCCAUGAUUAGCUGUUCAGGAGUAUUAUGGGUUGGGGUAGAAGCUGUUGAGAAGUCUUUUGGACCUAGACUUGGCACUCCAGUACCGCUUGCCGUGCGGUAUCAGAGAGAACAGUCUAUGACUAGGGUAGCUGGAGUCUUUGACAAUUUUGAGAACCUUCCUCUGACACCGCCUGGUAUAGAGGUCCUGGAUGGCAGGAAGCUUGGCCGUACGCACUACCCUCUGUAGUGCCUUGUGGUCGGAGGCCGAGCAGUUGCCAUAUCAGGCUGUGAUGCAACCAGUCAGGAUGCUCUCGAUGGUGCAGCUGUAGAAUUUUUUGAGGAUCUGAGGACCCAUGCCAAAUCUUUUCAGUCUACUGAGGGGGAAUAGGCUUUGUUGUGCCCUCUUCACAACUGUCUUGGUGUGUUUGGACCACGAUAGUUUGUUGGUGAUGUGGGCACCAAGGAACUUGAAGCUCUCAACCUGUUCCACUACAGCCCCGUCGAUGAGAAUGGGGGUGUGCUCAGUCCUUUUUUUUCCUGUAGUCCACAAUCUUCUCCUUUGUCUUGGUCACGUUGAGGGAGAAGUUGUUAUCCUGGCACCACACGGCCAGGUCUCUGACCACCUGCCUAUAGGUUGUCUCAUCGUUGUCGGUGAUGAGGCCUACCAUUGUUGUGUCAUCGGCAAACUUAAUGAUGGUGUUGGAAUCGUGCCUGGCCAUGCAGUCAUGGGUGAACAGGGAGUACAGGAGGGGACUGAGCACGCACCCCUGAGGGGCCCCCGUGUUGAGGAUCAGUGUGGGAGAUGUGUUGUUACCUACCUGGGGGCGGCCCGUCAGGAAGUCGAGGAUCCAGUUGCAGAGGGAGGUGUUUAGUCCCAGGAUCCUUAGCUUAGUGAUGAGCUUUGAGGGCACUAUGGUGUUGAAUGCUGAGCUGUAGUCAAUGAAUAGCAUUCUCACGUAGGUGUUUAUCUUGUCUAGGUGGGAAAGGGCAGUGUGGAGUGCAAUAGAGAUUGCAUCAUCUGUGGAUCUGUUGGGGCGAUAUUCAAAUUGGAGUGGGUCUAAGGUUUCUGGGAUAAUGGUGUUGAUGUGAGCCAUGACCAGCCUUUCAAAGCACUUCAUGGCUACAGACGUCAGUGCUACGGGUCGGUAUUCACUUAGGCAGGUUAUCUUAGUGUCCUUGGGCACGGGGACUAUGGUGGUCUGCUUGAAAUAUGUUGGUAUUACAGACUCAGUCAGGGACAUGUUCAAAAUGUCAGCACAUGCUCGGAGUACUCGUCCUGGUAAUCCGUCUGGCCCUGCGGCCUUGUGAAUGUUGACAUGCUUAAAAGUCUUACUCACAUUAGCUACAGAGAGCGUGAUCACAUAGUCAUCCGGAACAGCUGGUGCUCUCAUGCAUGCUUCAGUGUUGCUUGCCUCAAAGCGAGCAUAGAAGUUGUUUAGCUCGUCUGGAAGUCUUGUGUCACUGGGCAGCUCUCGGCUGUACUUCCCUUUUGUAGUCUGUAAUAGUUUUCAAGCCCUGCCACAUCCGACGAGCGUCAGAGCCGGUGUAGUACGAUUCAUCUUAGUCCUGUACUGACUCUUUGCCUGUUAGAUGGUUCGUCAGAGGGCAUAGUGGGAUUUCUUAUAAGCGUCCAGGUUAGAGUCCCGCUCCUUGAAAGCGGCAGCUCUACCCUUUAGCUCAGUGCGGAUGUUGCCUGUAAUCCAUGGCUUCUGGUUGGGGUAUGUACGUACGGUCACUGUGGGGACGACGUCAUCGAUGCACUUAUUGAUGAAGCCAGUGACUGAUGUGGUGUACUCCUCAAUGCUAUCUGAAGAAUCCCGGAACAUGUUCCAGUCUGUGCUAGCAAAACAGUCCUGUAGCUUAGCAUCUGCGUCAUCUGACCACUUUUUUGUUAAACGAGUCACUGGUGCUUCCUGCUUUAGUUUUUGCUUAUAAGCAGGAAUCAGGAGGAUAGAGUUAUGGUCAGAUUUGCCAAAUGGAGGGCGAGGGAGAGCUUUGUAUGCGUCUCUGUGUGUGGAGUAAAGGUGGUCUAGAGUUUUUUUUUUCCCCCUCUGGUUGCACAUUUAACAUGCAGGUAGAAAUUAGGUUUACAGAUUUACAUUUCCCUGCAUUAAAGUCCCCGGCCACUAGGAGCGCUGCCUCUGGAUGAGCGUUUUCCUGUUUACUUAUGGCCUUAUACAGCUCAUUCAGUGCAAUCUUAAUGCCAGCAUUGGUUUGUGGUGGUAAAUAGACAGCUAUGAAAAAUAUAGAUGAAAACUCUCUUGGUAAAUAGUGUGGUCUACAGCUUAUCAUGAGAUACUCUACCUCAGGCGAGCAAAACCUUGAGACUUCCUUAGUAUUUGAUUUUGUGCACCAGCUGUUGUUUACAAAUAUACACAGACUGCCACCCCUUGUCUUACCGGAGUCUGCUGUUCUAUCCUGCCUAUGUAGCGUAUAGCCCGCUAGCUGUAUGUUAUCCAUGUCGUUGUUCAGCCAUGACUCGGUGAAACAUAAUAUAUUACAGUUUUUAAUGUCCCGUUGGUAGGAUAACCGUAAUCUUAGGUCAUCUAUCCCAUUAUCCUUUCCGAGGUACGAGACAGAUCAGUGCAGGUGGAAUCGACGCGCUAUCUGAUGUAAGACAAUGUAUGUGCUAUGAUUUGUUGAUUCAACUCAACUGACAGGACAAAAAAUACAUUCCAUUGCAUGAGCCACAUCAGUUAACAUAAUUUGAAUGAACAUUUUACAUUGCCAUGGAAAUUAUUGCGUCACAAUACCAGGCAGCCACUGCGAGUGUACCCAUGAGUUUACCAGUCAAAUUGCCAGGGUUAGAAGUUCCAAGCACAUUCUAUUCAUUAUAUUUCUAUGUGUGCUGCUGCUACAGUGAAGAGGGGGUGUUGCCUAGGCAACCGAAGACUCAUUUGCUACAACACCUUAAUUGUUUCAGCAAGGAGCAACAAAGUUUCAUCAUGUUAGGAGUCCAUGUUACUGCAGAAAUGGACUCAACCAUACGAAUGCCCGGCUGUCCUGUCUUCAGUCAGCAGUUUGUUCCACAAUUUAAAAAAUAAAUACAAUUACGGUUAUGACUGUUAUUUUACUUUCAUGACAAUCUUCAUCCAUAACUGUCGGUUACACGGUAAUUGUGCCAGCCCUACUUUUAUUCUGUAUUCCACAUUCUGACUAGAGAAAAGAUUCCUGGUGGGUAUGAUACUAAUCAAUGAGUUUAUGAUACUACUCAAUGACAAGAUAUUUGCACUGAAAUUGAUAAAAUGUGGUAGAUACUGAUUAAUGUUCUUAGAGGUUGACAGUGAUUUGAUUUUAGAUUAGGCUGGUUAUUAAAUGUUCAAUUUUCCUUACAUCAGCCUUGGCCAGGUUUUCAAAUGUUAUCUUUUAAAGACGAGGGCUAGUCGGGCAGCCAACAUUUCUUUUCACGUCAUAGCAAAAUUUUAUAUUCUGUAUUUCAUUGUUGUCCAAAGAGUUUUCCAAUUUAUAUUAGGACUUAAAUCACUGUUUGAACCUUUCUUCUAACCUUAAGUUGCAAUCUUGGUGCUCGUAGCAAUUUUUAAGACAAGUCGGUGAAACUGCUACUUUCACUAGGUUUGGAAUUGUGCCAUUAACAUUCAUUCAGGCCAAAUUGUGAUUGAAUCCUGCAUCAGGUCUUGGACAUCUAGUGGAUUCCCACCAGCAAUGUUCCAAGGCCAGGUUAUUGGAAAGCACUUUGUUGGGUGAAGUGUUCCCAUUACCAGACAUGCAUCCUAACUGCCACCCCUUCCUUUGUGCAGGUGCGCUGCAUGUUGAACAUUUGGGGCGUGAUGCUCUUCAUCCGCAUGUCAUGGAUCGUGGGCCAGGCGGGAAUUGGUAAGACUACACCAUGGAGUAGAUCUUGGAGUUCAUGUGAAUUACUGUUUUAAUUCACACACAACGUCACCCCGAACCCCCAGCCAACCGACCAAACCACCCCUCUUUCUCCCAUCACCUUUCGACCAUUUUACCAUCCAGAUGCGAAAUGCUGCCUCACGGCAACCCAUGCAGGCAACUGUCACGCACUAGCUUGUUUUUGUAGCGGUGCCCGCUACGAUUCACAGGCCAUCUAACCCUAACCCAUGUGUGAAUACCAGGAGAGGUAGAGCGAGUGAGAGAGAAAGAGGCUCAACAAGCAAGUUAGCUGCUUAUUGAUGCUCAUUAUUGCAGUUAUUUGCCUCCUAGGUGUUUGUAGAAAAUGUUAAUGCUGAUUUUGUUUUGUCGCUAGUUAAUCAUGUCCUCCAUUUUCUUUCAGUUCUCUCCUGUGUGAUCGUUCUCAUGGCAACAGUUGUGACCACCAUCACCGGCCUUUCGACCUCAGCGAUUGCGACCAACGGCUUUGUACGAGGAGGUAUGAACCUUUGCAUCUUUAAAGGUCCAAUGCAGCCAUUUUUAUCUUAAUAUCAAAUCGUUUCUGGGUAACAAUUAAGUACCUUACUGUGAUUGUUUUCAAUUAAAAUGGUCAAAAAGAAACAUGGCUUUUAACAAAGAGCAAUUUCCUAAGCAAGACUUUUGCUUGAAAUGUCUGGGAGUGGUCUGAGUGGUGAGGGGAGAACUUUCCGUGAGUGUGGACGUUUACGUUUUUUUUCUUGCCCAGAGUGAGGCUUUUAUUAGCAAACGUGAAGAUAAGCCGGCGACUGUAAAAGUAUUUACAAAAACAAACAGGACGAUGAACAAAAAGGUAGGCCUAAUAAACUCAAAAGAAAACCCAGGCUCCAAUCAUGCCUGUAAACCCUGCAGCAUGCCAACCUGUUACCUGUCUAUUCAGUUCAUAAACAUAUGUAUUCAUACCAGCACACAUAUUAAUAAAUGUGCUUCUCAUGAAUCAUUAACCGUUUACAAUGUCUGGUUAUUUAUAAUAAGGCUUUAGAUUAGGUGACGGAGGACAUAAGGAUGAUCAUCAGUGUUUUUGUAAAAUGUUCAGUGGAAAAUGUUUGACACAUUUUAAAGUGAAAAAUCUGAGUCUUGGCAUCAACCUGUUAUCGUGGAAUUGCCCUUUACCGUUUUUACCAGCGCUGUCUGAUCUUGGCACUUCCAAACACUAGACUAGACUAUUGGUGCAUAGAAAUGAGCCUCUCACAUCAAUAGAUUUUAAUACUGUAGAAAAAAAUUAAUCAUUCAAGAGAUGGCUCUCCCAACAGUCUGCUUAGUGCUCAGUUUUGCAUUCAUAAUUCCACAUUCAUAUAUUUAUCAUGAUACAUGACUGAUGAAAGUUGUGCAAGGUCGCUUCAUGCUGAUUUUUUAUUUACAGUGUGGUUUUGUUCUUACCUUUUCUUGGCAUGUUUGGAUGAAUGGGGCUGAGGGCUCCCACGCUAGUCUUAUUUAGGCUAACCUUUUAACUUUUCUCUGGAAUCCAUUUAAACGUGCAUCCCGCAGAGCAGUGGCCGGCUCACGUGACAUUUGCUUAGUCUCCUGUGUUUGGAUAUGGAAUUAGGUUUCUUGUACAGGUGUGAUUUUUAGCAGCUGGACUUGGCUAUCAUUAUUACCAUCAUGCACGGAACUGAAGAUGUAUUAUCGGUUGAGGGCCUCAAUGAGAUGUUCCCUGAUUAAUUUGGAGUCGAAUGAAGGAGGGGGAAAACACUGUCCACACAUUGGUCCCAGUUGUCGCAGCAUGAGGGGAAAUUCAAUAUUGUGUUUCUAAAUUCGCAGCAGUUCUCCCUCAAGUCACUGAAAGAGACCAGUGCUGGCAGGGAGGUCUGAAAUGGAUGUUAGGACACUCUCCACAUGGGCGAGGGCAAGGGAAAACAAAAUAUUUAGUUUAAAAUGUCCUGGUGAUGAAAUCAUAUUGUAGUAAAGGAUAUUUGUGUUUUCUGCAGGGUACUCCUCCUGGAGACUGCAUAUUCGAUUCAUUCUCGUAAGGUUUCACACUACCACAGCCAGAUUGUUUUCGACUACAGGCGGCAAGAGAGGCUCCAUAUAGUGGCUAUUGUUUUGUCUAGAACAGCACAGUAACCAAAGCAUGCACACUAUCUAGUUUCAACAUCCGCUCCUCCAUGAAUUGAUUUUCUUUCGAAGUGGGCUAAUCCAUUACCCUUCGGUAGAAUGCUAAAACUUUUCACAAAGGCUAAAACCUUUUUUUGCCCCUUGGUAAUAUUACAUUUACAUUUAAGUCAUUUAGCAGACGCUCUUAUCCAGAGCGACUUACAAAUUGGUGCAUUCAACUUAGGAUAGCCAGUGGGACAACCACAUCUUGAUCACAGUAAGUACAUUUCUUUAAACAAGUCAGUGCUAGCAGGUGAAAUAAGUCAGGUGUUAGUUUAGACAAAAGACAGUGGUUGUAGAGGGGGGGGGGGGGGGGGUAGAAGGAUUACUAUUAUACUAUUCCAGGUAUUCCUUAAAGAGGUAGGGUUUCAAGUGUCUCCGGAAGGUGGUCAGUAACUCCGCUGUCGUGGGGGAGCUUGUUCCACCAUUGGGGUGCCAGAGCAGCGAAUAGCUUUGACUGGGUUGAGCGGGAACUGUGCUUCCGUAGAGGUUGGGGGGCUAGCAGGCCCUCGUUUGGGUGUAGGGUCUGAUCAGAGCCUGAAGGUAAGGAGGUGCCAUUCCCCUCACAGCUCCGUAGGCAAGCACCAUGGUUUUGUAGUAGAUGCGAGCUUCAACUGGAAGCCAGUGGAGUGUGCGGAGGAGCGGGGUGACGUGAGAGAACUUGGGAAGGUUGAACACCAGACGGGCUGCAGUGUUCUGGAUAAGGUGCAGGGGUUUAAUGGCACAGGCAGGGAGCCCAGCCAACAGCGAGUUGCAGUAAUCCAGGCGGGAGAUGACAAGUGCCUGGAUUAGGACCUGUGCCGCUUUCUGUGUAAGGUAGGGUUGUACUCUAUGAAUGUUGUAGAGCAUGAACCUGCAGGAUCGGGUCACCGCUUUGAUGUUAGCAGAGAACGACAGGGUGUUGUCCAGGGUCACGCCAAGGUUCUUUGCACUCUGGGAGGAGGACACAAAGGAGUUGUCAACCGUGAUGGCGAGAUCAUGGAGCGGGCAGUCCUUCCCCGGGAGGAAGAGCAGCUCCGUUUUGCCGAGGUUCAGCUUGAGGUGGUGAUCCGACAUCCACACUGAUAUGUCUGCCAGACAUGCAGAGAUGCGAUUUGCCACCUGGAUAUCAGAAGGGGGAAUGGAGAAAAUGUAAUAUCUGUAACAUGUUCAAACAAACAUUUGCCUAAGUGAAAGUUCCUCCUGCUGCUACUGCACCUGCUCUAGCAAAGUAAAGUUGGUGCACUAUGAUGCAGUAAAAUUAGUUAUUUGUCGUCUGUCAAGAGUAGAUUGAAAUCACAUGCCAUUCGUAGGGAUUAAUGUAAUACUCCCAAUUACAGCACCGUGUAGGAUUUUAAUCCCAUCCAAACUAAUAUUUCCACAUAUUCCAGUUAUUCCCACAUCUCCCUCCAAAUGGUCUCUCAAUAUCAAAAUGUCCCUUUUACAGAGGGCAAAUCAAAAUGUGCUCUCUAAAAGUUUGACUUUCAAGGGAUAUUCCUGAACGGUUGUUUAAUUUGACGUACUGAUGUUGACGCUUGAGUGGACUUGUGUAGGUGGAACGAAUAGAGCCAGCAAAAUAUCCCCCAUGUGCUCAAGCAUGACCCCACAUUCAUUUCUCCACCCACGCAUGCCCUCACAGAUGUAGUCCCCUGUAGCUCAGUUGGUAGAGCAUGGCGCUUGCAAUGCCAGGGUUGUGGGUUCGUUUCCCACAGGGGGGCCAGUAUGAAAAUGUAUGCACUCACUAACUGUACAUGUACUCUGGAUAAGAGCGUCUGCUAAAUUACUAAAAAUGUAAAUGAGUCGUUUUGGUUCCUGCCUUUGUCUUGUCCCCCACUCGUGUCUGUAUGAUCACUUGAGGUGCUCUCCAAAGCUAUCAGCAGAGAGGUCAUAUAAAGAGAGAUCAACGAGGAACACUACUCGGACUGUCGCACUACGAACUCAUUGUGCAGUUAAAUGUGUCAAUUAAUUUGGCUCCCAUCUUGGAGCCCCUCCAUCCUUUCCACUCAUUUGAGCAGACAUGUUGUUUUAAGGGUGUCGUUGAGGUGAGUGGACUAGGCUGUACUGCAGUUAGUAUUACUGAUGUAUGUAAAUUAAAUAGGCUAGCCUACAUAUAACAGUUAUUUGAUUAAACGAUUUGUGUUUCACCUUUCAUUUAAAAAUGCUUUGUCCAUCUGUCUGUCUUUGCAGGAGGGGCAUAUUAUUUGAUAUCCAGAAGUUUGGGGCCAGAGUUUGGCGGCUCCAUUGGUCUGAUCUUUGCCUUUGCCAACGCUGUGGCCGUCGCCAUGUACGUGGUGGGCUUCGCCGAGACGGUUGUGGAGCUCCUCGGAGUAAGUCACCCAAUCCAUCCCCACGUCACCAUCCAAGAUCAACACUUUCUUUCACAGUUUUAUUGGUUACUUUGUUCACUUUGAUGAAAUCUUUGGUUUUCCCUCAAAAGUUUAUCAUGAAGAUUCAAUAAUGCUUCUUUUUAACACCAUUGUUUCAACAUCUCUAAUAAGCGUAAUCUCAUUUCGGUAAGGGAUGCUUUGGGUCUCCUGAUGUUCAGUGUUUAUUCUUGGGUUGUUUGCAAGGAGGACUAAAAACCCACUGUUUUUAGGGGCGGCUCAUGCAAAGGUAAUAAUGAUGACUCAUCCUAAUCCUUCCUCCACACACGACCUAUUGGUUAUUCCUUGGUCACAGAUGAGGGCAGUAGUUUUGCACUUUGCUGAUUGAAGCGUGCCAUUAGUGUCAAGUGUAAGCAGCAUUAAAUUGAUUUGAGGAUAAUUAAUUGUUGUUUUCUCUGUUCAUCAGACUUUCAUGCCCCUGAAUUUGUUUUGCGUUUCAGUAGUGUUCUUUUUUAAAUUCCACGUUUGGUAAUAAAAUUAGGUCAGAUGUCUUUCUGCCUUUUUAGAUGGGGUUGGUUAAUUGUUUAUGUUGCAUUUUAAUUAAAAGUCUAUCAAAAUAUUUGCAGUGCUUUUUCAACUAGCCAGUAUCAUAGGAACAUGGGAUGAAUUUGAGAGGAUUUCUCCUACCUCUUGCUCUGACAGUGAAGUUGAUAUUCUCCUGUGAUUUCUCACAGAGCGUGGAUUGUAUCAUGACGGAUGAGAUCAAUGACAUCCGAAUCAUCGGCACCAUCACAGUCAUCCUUCUCCUGGGUAUCUCCGUGGCAGGGAUGGAAUGGGAAGCUAAGGUAAGAUAACAUACAACUAGGUUUGGUUGAAUAGAGCCCUCAGUCAUAGUUUCUAUCUAGAACUUAAGGUGAUAUUGAACUGCAACUCAUCUCUGACGUCAAGCUGAAAUUGACCUAAAAUAAGCAGAAUUCCUUCCAGACUGACUGAAUGCAGACAUUGAUGUGCAGUAGGCUAGAUGUAAUGCAUGCUCUGUUUUGUGGUUAAUGCUAGUUGGGAGGUGUGGUGAAAGUGUAGCUAACAUGUCCAAAUGUUCAUUCUGUCCACAGGCUCAGAUAUUCCUGCUGGUCGUUCUGAUCACGGCCAUCUUCAACUACUUCAUCGGCUCCUUCAUCCCCCUCAAGUCCAAGGAGUCGCAGGGCUUCUUUGGCUAUGACAGUACGACCCUCUUUGGUUCUCCCUUUACACAACACGAACUGACAUGACUGUCAAGCUAAAGUAAAGACUGUCCAAGACGUGUCAAGGGAAAUUAGAUUGUCACACUACCGGCGGUUUCGUUGUGGAGCUAUGAUUCUGAAUUUAUGUAUUCUUCUCUGAACUCAUGAUCUACAUGACUACUGUACGCGGCAUGAAGCACUGGCUACUCCUUAAAGUUGUACUAGAGAUUUUUGCUGAAAUCACAAGACCAAACCAGUUGGAUUAUUUGAAAUUCACUUUGCGACCUGAUUCCCAACUCUAAGAUCAACUGAUCGAGUCUGAUUGUCCUAAGAUGCACACUGCAUGCUGUGUAACUCUUGCUCUCUCAUGCGUUCUCUCUUGUUCUGCUCACCCCACCUUUCUCUCUAUUGCUCUCUCCCCCCUGCUCUCUUGCUCUAAGGUGCAAUUAUGAUGGAGAACAUGGGUCCGGACUUCCGAGGCACAGAGUCGUUUUUCUCCGUCUUUGCCAUCUUCUUCCCUGCAGCCACUGGCAUUCUGGCCGGCGCCAACAUCUCAGGAGAUCUUUCUGUAAGAACCCCUGGUCAUUGUUUAAAAAAAAUCACAAACAAGCAGAUUACUUAUCCCAAUCCAUAUAAAAUGGAUGAAAUCAAUGGAACUCAUAUUGUCUUGAUUAAAGGCUUAAUGUGUGGGACUUUAUAUGAAAUCAGUGUGGGGGACUAGGCAUUUCUUUAAAUUCACAGGACCCACAACUGUCCAUUCCAAGAGGAACACUCUUAGCCAUUCUGAUCACUGGCAUUGUCUACCUGGGGGUUGCCAUUUCUACUGGUAUGUGGAAUUUCUUCUAAUUUGCCCCCAACAAGACCGAAUAAAUUAUACAGAUUACAGAUAGAGAGUUUGUGAGAAUUUGUAUUUGUCUCUUGUUUCUCAUUAAAGGCUCUUGCAUCGUGAGAGACGCCACAGGAAACGACAAUGACACACUCAGCGCUCAGUUCAUGGCCAACUGCACUGACGCCGCCUGCAAGUUUAGCUAUGACUUCUCCUCCUGCAAGGGUGUCGAUGGCCAGUACAACUGCAGAUAUGGACUCCAGAACGACUUCCAGGUACACUACAUGACUACACUACAAAGCAUGUGGACACCUGCUCGUCGAACAUCCAAUUAAAAAAUCAUGGCCAUUAAUAUGGAGUUGGUCCCCCCUUUGCUGCUAUAACAGCCUCCACUCUUCUGGGAAGGCUUUCCACUAGAUGUUGGAACAUUGCUGUGGGGACUUGCUUCCAUUCAGCCACAAGAGCAUUAGUGAGGUCGGGCACUGAUGUUGGGCGAUUCGGCCUGGCUCGCAGUCUGCGUUCCAAUUCAUCCCAAAGGUGUUCGAUGGAGUUGAGGUCAGGGCUCUGUGCAGGCCAGUCAAAUUCUAACACAUCGAUCUCGACAAACAAUUUCUGUAUGAACUUUACUUUCUGCACAGGGGCAUUGUCUUGCUGAAACAGGAAAGGGCCUUCCUGUUUCAGGAAUAUUUCCCUUCGCUGGAACUAAGGGUCCUAGCCUGAACCAUGAAAAACAGCCCCAGAACAUUAUUCCUCCUCCACCAAACUUUACAGGUGGCACUAUCCAUUGGGGCAGGUAGCUUUCUCCUGGCAUCCGCCAAACCCAGAUUUGUCUGUCAGACUGCCAGAUGGGUGCACCCCCCUAUCCACAUCGACAGGACCGCAGUGGAGAAGGUGGAAAUCUUCAAGUUCCUUGGCAUACACAUCACUGAGAAACUGAAAUGGUCCACCCACACAGACAGUGUGGUGAAGAAGGCGCAACAGAGCCAUUUUGUGGCAAUAUCUAUUUUUACAUUUACAUUUACUUCAUUUAGCAGACGCUAUUAUCCAGAGCGACUUACAAAUCGGUGCAAUCGACUUACGAUAGCAAGUGGGACAAGCACUUUUUUUUUUUUUUUUAUGGGGGCGGGGGAGGAGGGGGGGGGGGGGGGGGGGGUAGUAGAAGUAUUGCUUUAUACUAUUCCAGGUAUUCCUUAAAGAGGUAGGGUUUCAAGUGUCUCCGGAAGGUAGUCAGUGACUCCGCUGUCGUGGGGGAGCUUGUUCCACCAUUGGGGUGCCAGAGCAGCAAAUAGCUUUGACUGGGCUGAGCGGGAACUGUGCUUCUGUAGAGGUAGGGGAGCUAGCAGGCCAGAGGUGGAUGAACGUAGUGCCCUCGUUUGGGUGUAGGGUCUGAUCAGAGCCUGAAGGUAAGGAGGUGCCGUUCCCCUCACAGCUCCGUAGGCAAGCACCAUGGUAUUGUAGUAGAUGCGAGCCUCAACUGGAAGCCAAUGGAGUGUGCGGAGGAGCGGGGUGACAUGAGAGAACUUGGGAAAGUCGAACACCAGACGGGCUGCUACGUUCUGGAUAAGUUUUAGGGGUUUAAUGGCACAGGCAGGGAGCCCAGCCAACAGUGAGUUGCAGUAAUCCAGAAGGGAGAUGACAAGUGCCUGGAUUAGGACCUCUGCCGCUUUCUGUGUAACGUAGGGUCGUACUCUGCAAAUGUUGUAGAACAUGUACCUGCAGGAUCGGGUCACCACUUUGAUGUUAGCAGAGAACGACAGGGUGUUGUCCAGGGUCACGUCAAGGCUCUUUGCACUCUGGGAGGAGGACACAAUGGAGUUGUCAACCGUGAUGGCGAGAUCAUGGAGCGGGCAGUCCUUCCCAAGGAGGAAGAGCAGCUCCGUCUUGCUGAGGUACAGUUUGAGGUGGUGAUCCGACAUCCACACUGAUAUUUCUGCCAGACAUGCAGAGAUGCAAUUCGCCACCUGGUUAUCAGAAGGGGGAAAGGAGAAAAUUAAUUGUGUCGUCUGCGUAGCAAUGAUAGGAGAGACCAUGUGAGGAUAUGACAGAGCCAAGUGACUUGGUGUAUAGAGAGAAUAGGAGAGGGCCUAGAACUGAGCCCUGGGGGACACCAGUGGUGAGAGCACGUGGUGCGGAGACAGAUUCUCGCCACGCCACCUGGUAGGAGCGACCUGUCAGGUAGGACACAAUCCAAGAGUGAGCAGCGCCGGAGAUGCCCAACUCGGAAAGGGUGGAGAGGAGGAUCUGAUAGUUCACAGUAUCAAAGGCAGCGGAUAGGUCUAGAAGGAUAAGAACAGAGGAGAGAGAGUUAGCUUUAGCAGUGCGGAGAGCCUCCGUGACAGAGAAGAGCAGUCUCAGUUGAAUGACCAGUUUUAACCUGACUGGUUUGGAUCAAGAAGGUCAUUCUGAGAGAGAUAGCAGGAGAGUUGGCUAGAGACGGCACACUCGAGUUUUGGAGAGAAAAGAAAGAAGGGAUACUGGUCUGUAGUUGUUGACAUCGGAGGGAUUGAGUGUAGGUUUUUUGAGGAGGGGUGCAACUCUCGCUCUCUUGAAGACGGAAGGGACAUGGCCAGCGGUCAAGGAUGAGUUGAUGAGCGAGGUGAGGUAAGGGAGAAGGUCUCCGGAAAUGGUCUGGAGAAGAGAGGAGGGGAUAGGGUCAAGCGGGCAGGUUGUUGGGUGGCCGGCCGUCACAAGUCGCAAGAUUUCAUCUGGAGAAAGAGGGGAGAAAGAAGUCAAAGCAUAGGGUAGGGCAGUGUGAGCAGGACCACCGGUGUCAUUUGACUUAAUAAAUGAGGAAGUCAUCCACAGAGAGGGGGGGGGGAGGAGGAGGAGGAUUCAGCAGAGCAGGAGGGGAGGACCGAGCCGGCCGGGAGGAUAGGGGACAUAGAGAGUCAAAAGAUGCAUAAAGGGAGGAGAGGAGGGUUGAGGAGGCAGAAUCAGGAGAUCGGAGGGAGAAGGAUUGAGCAGAGGGAAGAGAUGAUAGGAUGGAAGAGGAGAGAGUAGCGGGAGAGAGAGAGCGAAGGUUGCGAUGGCACAUUACCAUCUGAGUAGGGGCAGAGUGCGUAGUGUUGGAGGAGAGCGAGAGAGAAAAGGAUACAAAGUAGUGGUCGGAGACUUGGAGGGGAGUUGCAGUGAGAUUAGUAGAAGAACAGCAUCUAGUAAAGAUGAGUUCAAGCGUAUUGCCUGCUUUGUGAGUAGGGGGGGACGGUGAGAGGGUGAGGUCAAAAGAGGAAAGGAGUGGAAAUAAGGAGGCAGAGAGAAAUUAGUCAAAGGCAGACGUAGGGAGGUUAAAGUCACCCAGAACUGUGAGGGGUGAGCCAUCCUCAGGAAAGGAACUUAUCAAGGCGUCAAGCUCAUUGAUGAACUCUCCAAGGGAACCUGGAGGGCGAUAAAUGACAAGGAUGUUAAGCUUGAAUGGGCUAGUGACUGUGACCGCAUGUAAUUCAAAUGAGGAGAUAGACAGAUGGGUCAUGGGAAAAAGAGAGAAUGUCCACUUUGGAGAGAUGAGGAUUCCUGUGCCACCGCUGCGCUGACCAGAUGCUCUCGGGGUAUGCGAGAACUCAUGGUUAGACGAGGAAAGAGCAGUAGGAGUAGCAGAGUUUUCUGUGGUAAUCCAUGUUUCCGUCAGCGCCAAGAAGUCGAGGGACUGGAGGGUAGCAUAGGCUGAGAUGAACUCUGCCUUGUUGGCCGCAGAACGGCAGUUCCAGAGGCUGCCAGAGACCUGGAACUCCACGUGGGUCGUGUGCGCAGGGACCACCAGAUUAGAGUGGCAACAGCCACGUGGUGUGACGCGUUUGUAUGGCCUGUGCAGAGAGGAGAGAACAGGGAUAGACAGACCAUAGUUGACAGGCUACAGAGAAAGGCUACAAUAAUGCAAAAGAGAUCGGAAUGAAAUGUACUAAAUAUCUGGGAAAGCGAGAGAGCAGGGCCUCCCUCACUUACGUUUCACUGAAACACUCAAAUAUAACUCUCCCAACUUCCACUUUAGAAAUUAUAAGUGUUGUAAACUAUAGCGGUUCAAUGUUUCUAAGAAUAGACUCUAACUUAGUUUAUUCAGCUAGCUAACUUGGUACACCGAAUCAUAUGACGCCAAAGCCAACUAGCAUGCCAGCCUCCAAUAACACGGUUUAGCACCAAUACUCGGUUACAACAAACCACCAGUGUGUUAACACGCCAAGCAGAUCAUUCGUGUCCGUGUCUAACGUUGUGUAAGGUUUUGGGGUAGUUUUGACAGUUUGAGUGAGUACGUCGUGAACUUAUUCAGCCAGUUAGUUAGCUAGAAUAGUUAGCAUACUAGCUAGCCAUUGCUCUCUGCCAACAUAACUAACCCCUCCUCCCACGGCACGAACACACAGAGAGCCAAGCUAACGUUAGCUAGUCACCCAUGUCCCGAAUUCCCUUGAACGACUCUGGUUACCAGUAUGUAAAAACAAAACAAAAAUAAAUGUAGGUUAUAGCUUACCCUUAGUAGCUACUGUUAGCCAGUUAAGUGCAAAGGUAGCCACUGAAUCGAUUCAGCCAGUUCGCGUCUGUCCCAACGGAGAGAAACGUCUCCAAAUAUUAACGCUAGGUCGUUCCAGCUAUUGUUUAGUUAGCUAUCCAGGUAUCCUCUGUAGCUCAGCUGGUAGAGCACGGCGCUUGUAACGCCAGGGUAGUGGGUUCGAUCCCCGGGACCACCCAUACACAAGAAUGUAUGCACGCAUGACUCUAAGUCGGUUUGGAUAAAAGCGUCUGCUAAGUGGCAUAUUAUUAUUAUUACAUUUCGAGUACAGUAGCUACUAACUACCUAACGUUAACGCUUCAGAAAAUGAGGUAAGAAAAACAGCUGAAUGGUAGGUAGCUAGUUGGCAUAAUUACAGGUACUCUUAAGCGUGGAAUAACAUUGGAAACAACUAUCCACAGUUGCUAAUAGUUACCAGUAGCUACCCGCUAGCUAGCUAGCUUUAUUGGUCCAGGUAGUGAGUUAGCUAGCUACGUGCUUCACCGGGCUCAGUCGAAUACAAUACUUACCUACAAUAAUUACCUACAAUAACCUACAAUAACUACCUAGAUAAACAACCUACAAUACCUAACUACAAUACCUACCUACCUACAAUCUAAAUACAUGGUUUAGUCUUUACUCGACACCAUAUGAGCCAAGCUUACGUCCCACCAGAGAUAGACACAAGCUCACCCGUCGCUGUCCAAGUCCAACUCUAUCACAGUUGAGUGGUGAUGGGAACUUGUAGAAACGUAUAUACUUAGUCCUCUUCGUCCCGGGUGGGACAGAAGUUGUCGAAGAAAGGUAUGGCCUUAUGGGCUCAGCUGUUUAACCGGUAUCAUGCCUUUUCGUUAGGUCAUGAGCAUUGUGUCCGGGUUUGGCCCCAUCAUCACUGCCGGAAUCUUCUCCGCCACUCUGUCCUCUGCCCUGGCCUCUCUGGUCAGCGCCCCCAAAGUGUUCCAGGUAAGCCCCUAGACUCCCUCCCCAGAUCCCGCUUCCUUAAUCUGUCCUUGUUAGUCACUUUAUCAUUUUUACAUAUUAUCCUUACUGUUUGGAAUAGCCUGCAGAGUUUAUGCAUGUCCAGUUACAGUUACUGUCCCAUAGACACAAAUCAAAGGCAAGAUUGUGAUCUCGUAAUGUAUCCCAAUGUUCCUCUGGUCGUCGUCUAGUGUCCCAUCCGCUGAUUAGUAUAGCGGUGUCCAAUUCCAAUGGUUUUUCCUUCUCCUCCAGGCUCUUUGCAAAGACAAUAUCUACCCUGGCCUUGAGAUGUUCGCCAAGGGCUAUGGCAAGAACAACGAGCCCCUUCGCGGCUACAUCCUCACCUUCUGCAUCGCUCUGGCCUUCAUCCUAAUUGGUACUUACGCUGUCCAGGUUUAGACAUCUAACAAUUAAACUAUUAUUCACAAUAUGACAUUCUGUAGUAUGUCAGUAAUAUGUCAUUCAGUCGUAUAAUUUAGUCCUAAAGUGCAUUAUUGAAUGUCUAUAGUCCCCUGUAGCUCAGUUGGUAGAGCAUGGCGCUUGCAACGCCAGGGUUGUGGGUUCGUUUCCCACGGGGGGUCAGUAUGAAAAUGUAUGCACUUACUAACUGUAAGUCGCUCUGGAUAAGAGCGUCUGCUAAAUGACUAAAAUGUAAAUGUAUGGACAGUUCCCUAUGAACAGCUAAACUGCCAUGUUUUUGUGUCUUUAUUUUAGCCCAGUUGAAUGUUAUUGCUCCCAUCAUCUCCAACUUCUUCCUGGCCUCCUAUGCUCUCAUCAACUUCUCUGUAUUCCACGCCUCUCUGGCCAACUCUCCAGGUAAGGCCUUUUUGGACAACAACAACACUUUCCUGAGGAAAAGUUAUAUCUGCAGAAAGUCCGGAAUUUCAAUGCGACCAAAAAACAGAGCCACAAAGGUCCUGACUAUGGCCAGAAUGAAGUCAUGAGUCUUAGGAGUUAAAUCAUUAGGCUUAAAGGCGAGAUUUAAUAGGAAAUUAUAGGACUUCCAAACAAAUUAUUUAUAGGUGGGGGCUCUGUCAUUCUUAGUGAAUAACACUUAUUUAAUAUGGCUCCACUGUUAUGCGUUGCAUCAAGUCUCAUAUGUCUUUGCCAUUCCCAAAUAGCUUAAGCCUUGAGAUAACAGAUGUAAUGACAUGCCUGAGUAAUGGGAACAUUUUCAUAACUGGACAAUUGUUUUAUUAAAGAAUGGCAACUGCGAUCUUUAUCUGAUAAGGCCCACAGUCUGCUUCUUAAGGAAGUAGAUUGGAAGAAAUGGGAUUGUCUCAAUGACACUCAGUAUUAUGCAAAUAAUUGAUACUGACAAUACUGCUGGGAAGCAACGUGUGCUGCUGCUUAUUAUUCAAUGCAACACAUUCCAUAUAUUGGAUUUGACGGUUUUUCUGACUGAUGUGAUUUGUGUAAAGGUCAAACCUCCAGGGGCUGUGGUUUAGCAGUGAGGCUAGCUUGGCAUGAUGGCACAGUGUCAUUAAUUAAUGAAUCACUUGGUUAAUCCAAGAUGGAAGACGUCCACUCAGUUUCAACUGUCAGUCUAUUGGUGUCAAGAAAUCAAGGUCUUUGCUUAGAUUGACUAAUUUUUUAUGCCUAGUGGUCAUCAGUUGUGCCUUAGUCGUGAUGGAAAAAACAAACGGGUGUACGAAUUUGAAACAACCAUUUAAUUGUGAAAUAAAUGUGAUCUUUUCAACCUGUUGUAUCAUCCAGCAGUUGACGUAUAAAGUGGUGUUUGUUUUUCUGUUAAUUCCACACAAAAAAAAGUCCUAGGAGAACGCCAGGUACAGAUUUUAUAUCUAAUUCUGACAUUGUCAGCGCAGACCAUUUCAUUACACAGAUUUAAAGGGUACAUGACUCACCAAGAGGCAAGGCAAUAGACACUUGGCUUCUCGCCUCUGGAAACUCAAACCGGCAAUGUCUAACUCCUUCUUUUCUGGCCACCUAGAGCCCAUUUUCGCUCUCCCAUGAGUGUAUGUAAAAACGGUCAUGGGGCAAAGAAUGACGUCACUCCAAUGUACCCUUUACAUCCUGUGGUUUUUGUAGUUCUUGUCAUUGUGUAACUGUGCGCACAGUUAAACUGUACCCCAUUGUUCCAGUUUACUAAACUCCCACUAGUCUAGUCUCUUUAGUACCUAAUUAACCGGUAUCCAGUAGUGGAUGUAACAUUAUUGUACAAUGUUCUAACUGGUUGCUAACUCCAAUUUUUUUAAACACCAUUUUUAAUCCAAGUGCAUAUCCAUGCUCUUUUCUUAAAUUAGUGACAUUGAGCCGCCUCCCAUUUUUUAUGAUUCAGUAAUUUAAUUUAUAACAAUGAUGUUUGUUGGAAUAUGUGAAGAAGUAAUGCAAGUUAUAAAUGAACAAGAGCUGUCAGCUAUGGUAAGCAGCUCUCCAUAGCGACUUGCUGGAUCUUCAUAGACAUGAGUGGCAGAUUUGAUCUAACCUUUUGGAUUCUACCUCUGUUCAUGUUCACAUGUUAUUCCUUAAAUUUGGUUAUAAACCCAUUCAAACCUCUCUACAGUAUUUUACAAUAAGGACAAAGGUCAUAUGCUGGCACCCUUUGGUAUGGCUGGCCCCCAAAGUGAAUUUUUAUGAGGGUACUUAUAAGGGAGUCCACCUAACGUUUCUCUGACCCUUAGGGUGGCGCCCCAGCUUCAAGUUCUACAACAUGUGGGUGUCCCUGGCUGGAGCUGUGCUGUGCUGCGUGGUCAUGUUCGUCAUCAAUUGGUGGGCAGCCCUAAUGACCAACGUUAUUGUCAUGGGCCUCUACAUCUACGUGAGCUACAAGAAGCCCGGUGAGUAACUCAGCACCAGGCCAAGUCGGCCAUCUUGGAUUGCCUCAACAUCGACUAGUGUUAUUUUGCCAAGAUAGGUGAUCAUUGUGAAACUUGGCUAACGUGGAUUAUGAUUAUCUUACUUUACAAAUAGUAUUACCAUAUUCUUUCAUGAAUUAGCCUACCCUUUUAAUUUGAAAAAACAUAGCAAUUUCCCCAAAAGAGCAUGUGUUGAAUGUCAAUCGCUGUGAAUUACACCUCACCACUUAGUGUAAAUCAUUUCCUAGUUAUUUUGAUUCCACUGAAAUAUCAACCUUUAUGACUAAACCACAUUAGCACAAUGCACUGAAAGUCCCCUGACGCCCAAGGAUGCUUUGAACACAAAAUGUGAAUCAGGCCCCACUAUUGAUAUUUCAAGCUUUUUUAUUGCUGAUGCACACAUGUAUUUUGGUGUAGUGGUAAGCAUUUGCAUCACAAUUAUGUUUUUGUUGCGCACCCUCUGCUGCAGUGCAGCCCAACACGGUUGAAAUGUAUUUAUAGCUAAAUGCAGGGUUGUGGAAACUAAUGUUAAUAUGACUACAGCUGAAAUGAACCAUCUAUUCACAAUGUGAUGCUGUAUUAAGGGCGUUACAUUUGAAUCAAGGAAAGCAGAAUGUGGGUUGUCAAAAACAAUAGCUCUCUAUUUGCAGGGUAGGUAGAACAUAUGAUUUCACAAAAAUAUUCUGUCAACUUCGCGAUUCAGUCUGUUGAUUAGCAUACGGAUUUAUACAUUAUAAUUUUUACCUAGUACAUUAAUAGACUUUCCCUCCAAUGUUUCUAUGGUGAUUUGCCAAAGGGCUGGCUCAUUCUCCUGUUAACUUUUCUUAAGCUGCCCACCCACGCAAGGCAGCGUUGACAUUAAAUGGGGGGCUUUGAAAUGUCUAGUGCUGGGAGGGGGCAGCGGGUGAGGGUGUGGAUACAUGCGGUUACAUGUGUUCGACUGUAUUAGUGCUCAGGCUCUCUGGCCUGGCUGGGCUGAUUUCUAUUCUGGAGCAAGCUGGGGACUGGACUGUUGAGAUUCCCAUAGGGGUCAGAUGGCCAAUUGGGUCCCACAUGGUAGGAAGUUCCCAUAUGGGACCGCUGGCUCUGGGUAAACACACCUGACCCGCGCUGGAAACCCCAGGGGAGCACCAGGCAUGAAUAUAGACAUCCACGAGGCACACUUGUAUGAACACACACAUACACAAAUAGCUUCACACACUCAGUUUGACACGCAGCUCUAUACACACAUUCUCACACAUGCAGAGUCACAGCUUCACACACAGCUCUACACACACAUGCACAGCAUCCCUACGGACUCCCACACUGCAUGGAACUUGCUCCAAUGGCCUGACUGGCUAAUGGCCACCCAUACAGGGUCCUGACUCCAGAAUGUGACUAUGUUUGUCCUGUCUUCCAGAUGUGAACUGGGGCUCCUCGACCCAGGCUCUGACAUACCACCAGGCCCUGACCCACAGUCUGCACCUCAGCAGUGUUGAGGACCACAUCAAGAACUUCAGGUACAGUAUAGAACACACACACACACACUCACUUCUUAGACCAAAGGAAAGGUCUGGUCUUUGAAAUGCAUUCGCCCGUAGAAAGGCUUUAUUCUUGACACUCAAUAAACCACCUUAGUUUCAUCCACCAGCGUCGUCCAGCUGUUAAAGUUUCAUUAUCCUACUUUUAAAUUAUUGACUGGGUAAAAUGUUCUGUAUUCAGGAAAUGUCCGUCAUUCACAUUGUCAUAAAGGCUGUUGCCUUGUUAGUUCUAAAAGUAUCUGAUAGGCAAAUUUGAUUAACAACUCCUCCACUUAAUUACCCUUCGAUGUUGCUCGGCAAGUUGUCGCUAACACAUGCUCACUGAGGCGUGCAGAUCCGGUAAGGCUGCAGCAGGCUCCGACUGCAUCUGAGUGGCAGGGGAGGAUAUUGCUGUUUGUCCAGUCAGGCUACAGCAGAGCCCUCUCUCCGUCUUGGCAUGACACAUCCCCUUGGAGAGGGUUGUGUAGCUGCACACCUGGGACAACAGUGGCAGACACUUGGCAUCCUUCACACUGCCUCGCCUCAGAGGACAAAGGUGUGAGACUAAAUUGUCUAUUCUCGGAAACCUAGCAUCGGUCAUCAUAUAGCAACGGUGGCGAGCAUGGGAGUUAGGGUAUAGAACCGUGUUUUCUCAAAGACGUGGACACAGCCACAACCACACAAACAAGGGGUCAGACAGACAGACAGACGCACACACAUGCAUGGCAUGGCACGGAGGCUGGCAACUACCCAAGAGCCCGCUAGCUCUCUCGGGGAAGGCAGGGGCCACAACAAUAUAAAGCAAGGCUUUCCAUUGAACAUUUCUGGGGGAGUAUAUAAAUCUGGACUGGAAAGAUGGCGGGCUGAAUAGUCCAUACGUGGGCUCUCGUUCUCUGGUGCGUUGGCGGUCAAGUGGAGUGCCCUCCUCCACUGUUUCAUGCAUGGACCGUAGCGGGGGAUGCAUCUAACAGUCGAAGCACUGCCUUACAAAAAAACUCUCCAAACACUUCCGACCUACGCCUGCCCGGACUUCCCUACUGCGACGAGUACUUUCGUUCAUCCCCACCCUCGGCGCCACCCGUGACUCCCGCGCCAAGCUCCGCCCCGAGGUGUACGCCUACCACAGGCGCUUGAAACUAGCGGCCUACUUUGAAAAUUUGGAAUCAUUCCAUCUAGCUAACUAGAUAUGUGAUGUACUAGUGUUCUAGUGAUACAAUAUCUAAUUGAUGCUUACCUUCAUUUUAAUCAAGCGUACUCUCAUUCAGGGUCUUGUUUAGAAACACUGAUAUAGGAAAAGAGCUCCAUCAGGUCACCCUCAGAACUAAACCGUUGUGUCAAAGUUGUCCGAGCCACAACACGACAAUCUCAUGCUCUAUUGUUCACCCACUCACACAUGGACUGUAAGAGUUGCUAUGGAUGCUAUUCGGAUUGCGCAAUUCACCCUGGAAGCGUUCCCAUGGCAAUAAACCGGCAGUGAGAGAUUAUGGAGAAUCUGAUAUUGUCUUCAGAAUUGAAACGUGUUACUCCUGCUCUUUUCUCCCCCCCCCUCCUGGCUCUCGUAAUCCCAUGUGCUUAACAUAGCUUUGCUUUGAUGUGCGCUACUCCGGAGCUCUCCAUCCAAGUCUGUUCUUGUUCCUCGCCGAGGAGAUUAAAACUUCUUCUCUCAAGGUCAUUAGAAGACAUUAAGUGAGAUGAAGCACUGAGGAGUACUGUGUGCAUGUGACCUAGCGGAGAAAGUCAAAAGGGUUAGGCCAGCGGUGGCCGUUGGCCAACCCUCCUGGAGAGCUAGUGGGUGCAUGCUUUUGUUUCAGCUCUGCUCUAACCCCCACCUGAAUCUACUAAAUCAGCUGCUCAUUAGAACUUUGAUUAGUAGAAUCAGGUGUGUUGGAGCAGGGCUGUAACAAAUGUCUGCUUAUCUAGUAGGUCUCCAUGAGGAGGGUUGGCCACCCUUGGGUUAGAUCUUGGUGUCCCUAGUAUGUGUACCACUUACUAUUAGCAUGGAUGCUAGCUAAAUGCUGUUUUCGUAUUGACUAUGUUUUACCACAGACCCCAGUGCUUGGUGAUGACGGGAUACCCCAACUCCCGUCCGGCUCUGCUCCACCUGGUCCACGCCUUCACCAAGAACGUGGGCCUGAUGAUCUGCGGCCAUGUGCGCACGGUGAGUAACCAGAGACUUUGCCUACCUGGAGACCAUUUUGACUGUACUAUGGCACACAACGGGGCCACUUUGGCUCCAUUUCACAAUGUUUCACUCUUAUCUUAUAGCAUACACUACACCUUAGAUGACUAAUCUCAAUGCAAUGUCAUAAUUUAUUCUAGUUAACUACCAGUGACUAAGUGCUUUAUUAACUCCCAUGAAUACCAUUAGAACCAAUUUGCGGGAAACAGAACACAGUGGCUGCCCUAUUGUUUUGGACCUUGUUUGUUGUGUUGCUCAUAUGAAUCCCCUGUUUACUUUAAAAUCCACAUAUCCCGUUGAUUGAGUCAUUGCUCCCAAUUAGCGAUUUUUCACGACUUUUAGCAACUUUUUUAAUCUAAAUCCCUCACUUGUGGGUUACCAGGGGGCAAUAAAAUUACCGCUCCAUUAAGGCGGUGUGGGACUGGGGAAAUGCGCUGUGCCCACAAUGUAAAAAGGCACUUUACAGACACUCCCCCGCCAGUAGCAGCGAAAAGUCUCUGGCCUUAAUCAAAAGCACAUUUGUCUGGAUGUGAUGAGGCCUCCGCACAGAUCCCUCCACAGGUCCUCUGGGCCUACUGUGGAAUAUAGUGCCCUCCAACAGUGCCCUCUCUCUCCGUGUUUCUCUCGCUCUCCAUCUCUCACUCUCUCUUUCGCUCUCAUAAACACACACACUCUCUCUAUUCUUCAAUUAACACUGGCAAAGAAAAGAGUGCUCCAACACCAGCCAACAGUGAAAACAUUCCCUCCUAAUGGCCAUACAUUUUUCUGGCUUAGGGAUGCUUUUUACACUAAAGCCCUUCUCUUUAGAAAUAAGCAAGACUCUAUGAGUGGACCUUUUAAGAAGUGGCUGUUUGAAUUGGGGCUUCUUCCAUCUACGUUUGUUAAUGAGUUGCUAAAUGCUACACUUAGCCUUUAGCGUGACUGUGUUCUUAUCUAUGUGUGUUGUGUCCACAGGGCUCCAGAAGGCCCAACUUCAAAGAGCUGUCCAACGACCAGACGCGUUACCAGCGCUGGCUGCUGAAAAACGAGACCAAGGCUUUCUACACCCCUGUGUUCGCCGACGACAUGAGACAGGGCACCCAGUAUCUGUUACAGGUGAGAACAGACACACUGCAAUUGGUGGAAGCGGUGGGAUCUGCUGUAAUUGUUUUUAUAAGUAUAACAUUUUUGUUCUAUAUAUAUUUGAAUUCUACUCUUGUUUCCCUAGAAACACAAGCCUUUGGACUUAUGCUAAGUUUGAAUUAUUUUUCCUAAAGUUCAAGCACAUUCAGUCAAAGUGCAUGAUAAUAUAUUGAAACCCAUGGUAGUGUGGUGUUGAGGUCAACUCCAGUUCAACUCCAUGGAAUGGUCUAAUGACAUGGAAAAAAUAUUUUAAUGGUCGAGAUUGAAUUGACCCCAACGCAGGUGGUGCACUUUGAUGUUAUGAUCGCCGGCCAAACUGACUUUUUCAUGCUUGAAAGCGAUUGCGUAAGCUUAUCUUUGGGAGGUGCAGCACCCUGUGAAUUGAUCUACAGUAGGGAGUUGAAACUCCUGAUAGGGAUUUAUUUAGUAGUUGCUUUAGGUUGUUCUGACCUGUUCUCCCCCUCUGUUUUACCCAAGGCUGCUGGACUGGGUCGCCUGAGGCCCAACACUCUGGUGAUUGGCUACAAGAGCGACUGGAGGGACGGAGACAUGAUGAACGUGGAGACCUACAUCCACAUGAUCCAGUGAGUAAGCGGGGGCUUUGCAAGCCACCUCAUCAAAAGGCUGUCCACAAAGACACCUGAUUUAGAACAGUAAUUGUUUUAAAGCACCUGAACAUGCGGUGGGUUGUGAUGAUAACAAGCUUUGACACACAACCAAAGUACUCUAUAUGGAAUAGUACACACGCGCACACACACACACACACACACACACACACACACACACACACACACAAAUACACUACUUUGAACUUAUGAAAAGCUCUGUCAACUUUUAUUCAGAGUCACAAAUCAAAUUUUAAACAACAGGUGUAGACUAACAGUGAAAUGCUUACUUACGGGCCCUUCCCAACAAUGUAGAGAGAAAGAAAAUAGAUAAAUAAUAGAAAAGUUAAACAUGUAAUAAUACACAAUGAGUAACGAUAACUUGGUUAUGAGAUUAUGACCAAUGGAUUUAGGUUGAAUCAGUUCCUGCAGUAUUAUAGAAUGGGUGAAGUCAUGCUUUCACAUGGUCUGUUAAAAUCCCACCUCAACCAGUAAGGCAUUUUACUUUGUCCUUCGAAACUUGGCCUCUUUCAUUGUGGCUUGAGUCCUUAGCUAGUUUGUUUGCGUUAGCCUGGUUAAAGUGUGUAUACGUGUUUAGUCCGAGUGGAAAAGUACACGUUUAAUGUAGUGUGUUAUACACAUACACACACACACACAGGCCCUGCUCAGUGUCAAGCGUCUUCCUGUGAAAUGCAAACAGAAUGCGUUUGUUUGUUUGUGGCUUUCAGCGAUGCCUUUGACUUCCAGUAUGGUGCCGUGGUCCUCAGACUGAAGGAGGGACUAGACGUGUCCCACAUCUCAGAACAAGGUGUACACACACACACACACUGAAACACUUUCAUACCAAAUGACAUGAUAUACUUACCCACACACACACAUGCUCAAACACUCCCUUGCCAAAUGACUAAUCUUAUCAGCUUGUCUCAUAUUUGUUUCCUCCAAAAACGUUAUUCAGUUAUUGAAGCACCAGUAUUUUGCCGCGUCAUGUUAAUUUGUUCAGCGCAACGAUUGUGUCUGGGCCAAAUUGCAACUACACCUGGAAUCGAGAGCAUCCAAUUAUGAGGUGUGGUUGUUACAGUUGGAGAGAGAUGAAUCAAACAAGUGACUCAAAGGGAUUUUUCAGUAGAUUAACCUUCCAAAGACAGUCCAGCUGCAGAUUAAAGACGUUAGGCUCUUUGAUUUGUUCUUACGCAGUCACUCCCUGUUAACCUUCUUAUUCAUCUUCACUUAAAGGUUAACAUUUUCUAUCUCUGUUUAGUUUUGGAUUUGAAACCCAUUUGUUCUACAUAAUAAGGAAGAGAAUGUCUUGGUUGAUACAUAGACGUGUUACUCACAUACCAUUCGUUCACCAAUAAGUCUUAGUCAAUGCAUGUAGAUAAUAACUGCAUUCAAAUGAAAUAAAACUCAAGUUUUUGCUUGUCUGUGGGAAGCAACUGCAUCGAUUUUUACAGAGCCAUACAUGACUGCUUGUACUUUCUAGUUGAAUUCAUCUUCCUUAGUCCAGUCACUUGACCUGGCUUGUACCAUGGCCAAUAGUUGGCGUCGACUCUGCUUGUCCACCUAAAUUCACCUAAAUUGGCCCAAAUGGUUCAGCCACCAUUUUAGAACACUGUUUGCCUUUUACCCAUCAACUAACCCCAUCAUCAAGAUUAUUUCCUACAUUUUAACAGUUACCGUUCACAUCUGUGUUUAGUGGACACACAAAUUACUCUAUUUUCCAGGUAAUUGGUUUUUGACGUUUCUAGAUGUUAUUUUUGCACUAGGCUAAUAGUUCAGCGUCACGGAUAAUUUGUUAACAAACGUUAACAGAACGUCCGGUAAACAUGGUUUUCAGUUGGCUAAUGGUUUCGCUUUGUCAUUUCACAGAUGACCUGCUGUCAUCGCAGGAGAAGACGUCAGGGAUGAAGGACUUGGUUGUGUCCAUCGACAUGAAGGACUCUGACGGAGACUCGUCCAAGCCUUCGUCCAAGGCCACCAGUGUCCAGAACAGCCCAGCCAUCCAGAAAGGUCAGGCGUCAUUCUAAAGUAACCCACACAUAAACAGUGAGUGCCUUUUUACUUAGCUUUCACACCAGUGGUUGUGUGCACAUACCUGAUUCGGCUAAUCGAAGUCCUGCUAGCUGUGCAGGACGAAAACACUCUGUCGCUCUGCAGGAGCAGGAGGGUUGGUCACCUUAUUUUUAAUAACUUCACAUUGAGAUAUGGAACAUUAGGCGUUUGUGAAGACAUUCAAUGGUUUGAUACUGUGCCAAAGUUAUGAAAUCACAAUGUGAAUGUGCUGUUUUGGCUCUUGAGAAAGAGGAAGGGGUUUAUGGGUCAGGAUGUAAGAAUUCUGAAAGCAGUUUACCGCCACUUGCUGAUCCCCAUCUAGAUCUCUCAAAGGCCUCCCUUAUGCUCCUCCUGCCAGCCACUCACUAGGCUACACUGAGUAAGCUGCUCUACGCCGAGAGGAAGUGGCCUCUGACCCUGUGACCCCCAGCCUUCCCACUGGGCCCAGUUUGUUAGUCUCCACAGCCCACAGAUGGCUUUACUACAGAGUGUGUGUCCUUGUUUGUUUACACACACACACACACAUGUGCAUGUACACAAACAUACACAAAAAUAUCUCAUGCAUGUAUACUCAUGUGCGCACACACACACACACACACACACACACACACACACACACACACAGAUGGCUUAAAGUUUUUGUCUGUGUCUGCUGCCUCCUUAAACUGUGGACAAACAAACAGGGAAACUGUUCCCACAGUGUUUUACGGACAGGCUGGGAAAUUCAGUUGAUUCCCGACCCGGAAUUCUAUUUACGCCACACACGUCAUGUUUAAUUGUUUCCUCCCGUAGGGAGUCCCAUGUCCAUGACCCUGUGGAUAGGGCUGGCGAUAUAGCCUAAAAAUCAUAUACUUUUUUUUUUUCAAACAUAUGGACGAUUCACACCCAUUGACUUUUUCCACAUUUUGUUACAUUACAGCCUUAUUCUAAAAUGGAUGAAAGAUAUUGUUUUCUCAUCAAUAUACACACAAUACCCCAUAAUGACAAAGCGAAAACAAGUUUUUCGAUAUUUCUGCAAAUGUGUAUAUAUACAGUGGGGAGAACAAGUAUUUGAUACACUGCCGAUCUUGCAGGUUUUCCUACUUACAAAGCAUGUAGAGGUCUGUAAUUUUUAUCAAAGGUACACUUCAACUGUGAGAGACGGAAUCUAAAACAAAAAUCCUGAAAAUGACAUUGUAUGAUUUUUAAGUAAUUAAUUUGCAUUUUAUUGCAUGACAUAAUUAUUUGAUCACCUACCAACCAGUAAGAAUUCCGGCUCUCACAGACCUGUUAGUUUUUUUUAAGAAGCCCUCCUGUUCUCCACUCAUUACCUGUACUAACUGCACCUGUUUGAACUCGUUACCUGUAUAAAAGACACCUGUCCACACACUCAAUCAAACAGACUCCAACCUCUCCACAAUGGCCAAGACCAGAGAGCUGUGUAAGGACAUCAGGGAUAAAAUUGUAGACCUGCACAAUGCUGGGAUGGGUUACAGGACAAUAGGCAAGCAGCUUGGUGAGAAGGCAGCAACUAUUGGCGCAAUUAUUAGAAAAUGGAAGAAGUUCAAGAUGAAGGUCAAUCACCCUCGGUCUGGGGCUCCAUGCAAGAUCUCACCUCACAUCAAUGAUCAUGAGGAAGGUGAGGGAUCAGCCCAGAACUACACGGCAGGACCUGGUCAAUGACCUGAAGAGAGCUGGGACCACAGUCUCAAAGAAAACCAUUAGUAACACACUACGCCGUCAUGGAUUAAAAUCCUGCAGCGCACGCAAGGUCCCCCUGCUCAAGCCAGCGCAUGUCCAGGCCCGUCUGAAGUUUGCCGAUGAUCCAGAGGAGGAAUGGGAGAAGGUCAUGUGGUCUGAUGAGACAAAAAUAGAGCUUUUUGGUCUAAACUCCACUCGCCGUGUUUGGAGGAAGAAGGAUGAGUACAACCCCAAGAACACCAUCCCAACCGUGAAGCAUGGAGGUGGAAACAUCAUUCUUUGGGGAUGCUUUUCUGCAAAGGGGACAGGACGACUGCACCGUAUUGAGGGGAGGAUGGAUGGGGCCAUGUAUCGCGAGAUCUUGGCCAACAACCUCCUUCCCUCAGUAAGAGCAUUGAAGAUGGGUCGUGGCUGGUUCUUCCAGCAUGACAAUGACCCGAAACACACAGCCAGGGCGACUAAGGAGUGGCUCCGUAAGAAGCAUCUCAAGGUCCUGGAGUGGCCUAGCCAGUCUCCAGACCUGAACCCAAUAGAAAAUCUUUGGAGGGGGCUGAAAGUCCUUAUUGCCCAGCGACAGCCCCGAAACCUGAAGGAUCUGGAGAAGGUCUGUAUGGAGGAGCGGGCCAAAAUCCCUGCUGCAGUGUGUGCAAACCUGGUCAAGACCUACAGGAAACGUAUGAUCUCUGUAAUUGCAAACAAAGGUUUCUGUACCAAAUAUUAAGUUCUGCUUUUCUGAUGUAUCAAAUACUUAUGUCAUGCAAUAAAAUGCAAAUUCAUUACUUAAAAAUCAUACAAUGUGAUUUUCUGGAUUUUUGUUUUAGAUUCCGUCUCUCUCAGUUGAAGUGUACCUAUGAUAAAAAUUACAGACCUCUACAUGCUUUGUAAGUAGGAAAACCUGCAAAAUCGGCAGUGUAUCAAAUGCUUGUUCUCCCCAUUUUGUGUGUGUGUGUGUGUAUAUAUAUAUAUAUAUAUAUAUAUAUAUAUAUAUAUAUAUAUAUAUAUAUAUAUAUAUAUAUAUAUAUAUAUAUAUACCUUAUUUACAUAAGUAUUCAGACCCUUUGCUAUGACACUUGAAAUUGAGAUCAGGUGCAUCCUGUUUCCAUUGAUCAUCCUUAAGAUGUUUCUACAACUUGAUUGGAGUCCAUCUGGGGUAAAUUCAAUUGAUUGGACAUGAUUUGGAAAGGCACACACUGGUCUAUGUAAGGCCCCACAGUUGACAGUGCAUGUCAGAGCAAAAACCAAGCCAUGAGGUCGAAAGAAUUGUCUGUAGAGAUCUGAGACAGGAUUGUGUCGAGGCACAGAUCUGGGGAAGGGUACCACAACAUUUCUGUAGCAUUGAAGGUCUCCAAGAACACAGUGGCCUCCAUCAUUCUUAAAUGGAAGAAAGUUUGGAACCAACAAGACUCUUCCUAGAGCUGGCCUCCCAGCCAAACUGAGCAAUCGGGGGAGAAGGGCUUUGGUCAGGGAGGUGCCAAGAAGCCGAUGGUCACACUGAUAGAGCUCCAGAGUUCCUCUGUGGAGAUGGGAGAACCUUCCAGAAGGACAACCAUCUCUGCAGCACUCCACCAAUCAGGCUUUAUGGUAGAGUGGCCAGACGGAAGCCACUCCUCAGUAAAAGGCACAUGACAGCCCGCUUGGAGUUUGCCAAAAGGCAUCUAAAGACACUCAGACCAUUAGAAACAAGAUUCUCUGGUCUGAUGAAACCAAGAUUUAACUCUUUGGCCUGUAUGCCAAGCGUCACAUCUGGAGGAAAGCUGGCACCAUCCCUAUGGUGAAGCAUGGUGGUGGCAGCAUCAUGCUGUGGGGAAGUCUUUCAGCGGCAAGGACUGGGAGACUAGUCAGGAUCGUGGGAAAGCUGAACGGAGAAAAGUACAGAGAUCCUUGAUGAAAACCUGCUCCAGAGGGCUCAGUACCUCAGACUGGGUCGAAGGUUCACCUUCCAACAGGACAAUGACCCUAAGCACACAGCCAAGACAAUGCAGGAGUGGCUUCGGAACAAGUCUCUUAAUGUCCUUGAGUGGCCCAGCCAGAACCCGAUCCAACAUCUCUGGAGAGACCUGAAAAUAGCUGUGCAGCGACGCUCCCCAUCCAAACUGACAGAGGUUGACAGGAUCUGCAGAGAAGAAUGGAAGUUUUUCACAACAUUAUUCUCCAUCUUCUCACACUCGACCAGAAAACCUCUCCAAAAUACUUCAGAAUUAAUUGAUUUAGGCCAAGGCGUUGUAUGUUUUUUAACUCCUUAAGGUUGACAUCUGCGCCCCUGCAGAAAUGUAAUUAGUAUAAUAAAAAUAUCUGCAUAAAAAUCUGUCCGUUUAAGCUAGAGAGAUCUGUUUUUUUGCAUCGGAUGCAUCUCAAUCCACCGCAUCCGCCUAUGUCGCAUUUACGCAUCUGUGGUGAAAAGUUACAGAGCUAGAGCAGUGUGUCAGACUAUGAGAUAUCCUGAAAAUCAGUCUGCUCACAAAAUCGUCUGUAGCGUCCUAACGGUUUGGCCUACAAAACUAUUAUGACCCCUCUAUGGAAAGAUGAGACUCUCACGAACACGAUGGUGUUCUCCGUUUUGCUCUACGACCCCCACAACCUUAUUGGGACUCGUCUGAAGUCGGUACAGCCGAUCUGCCAACUUCUGUCUGUAGCAUCCGAACAGUUUGGGCUACACACUAAUGUGACCCCCACUAAUGUGACCCCCUCACGAACAUGCACGUCGGUUGUUUUGCUCUAGGACGCCCACAAGCCUCACAAGACUUGUUGAAAGGUCACUCGGCACCAGUUGAAAAAAAUAAUGGAAGGACAUAUGGAGACAGAAAAAUAAUAUCCUGAUCUUUCUUAUAGGACAGACACUAGAGAACAAACUUAUUUGGAUUUCUUGGGGACUAUCUGUUGUUCUAUGUAGUGCAUCUGUUAUUCAAUGUGUUUGUAUGGGCUAAUAGCAGGAAGGCCAAAAUGUUUUUUUUUUAUCAAAUAAUUUUGGGUAUAUUUUUGUAUAUUUCAAAUUCUAAAUCAAAUAGCUAAAUGAUCCUUGGGAUGACCUUCUUAAAACAAUUGCAUAUACACUACCGUUCAAAAGUUUGGGGUCACUUAGAAAUGUUUUUGCCCAAUAAAAUAACAUAAAAUUGAUCAGAAAUUGUUCAGUAUCUGGAGCAUCAGCAAUUGUGGGUUUGAUUACAGGCUCAAAAUGGCCAGAAACAAAUAAACUUAUUCUGAAAGUCGUCAAUCUAUUCUGGUUCUGAGUAAUUGCCAAGAAACUGAAGAUCUCGUACAACGCUGUGUACUACUCCCUUCACAGAACAGCGCAAACUGGCUCUAACCAGAAUAGAAAGAGGAGUGGGAGGCCCCGGUGCACAACUGAGCAAGAGGACAAAUACAUUAGUGUCUAGUUUGAGAAACAGAUGCCUCACAGGUCCUCAACUGGCAGCUUCAUUAAAUAGUACCUGCAAAACACCAGUCUCAACGUCAACAGUGAAGAGGUGACUCCGGGAUGCUGACCUUCUAGGCAGAGAUGCAAAGAAAAAGCCGUAUCUCAGACUGGCCAAUAAAAAGAAAAGAUUAAGAUGGGCAAAAGAACACAGACACUGGACAGUUGAAGAUUGGAAAAAAGUGUUAUGGACAGAUGAAUCGAAGUUUGAGGAAGAAGAACAUUUGUGAGACGCAGACCAAAUGAAAAGAUGCUGGAGGAGUGCUUGAUGCCAUCUGUCAAGGAUGGUGGAGGCAAUGUGAUUGUCUGGGGGUGCUUUGGUGGUGGUAAAGUGGGAGAUUUGUACAGGGUAAAAGGGAUCUUGAAGAAGGAAGGCUAUCACUCCAUUUUGCAAUGCCAUGCCAUACCCUGUGGACGGUGCUUGAUUGGAUCCAAUUUCCUCCUACAACAGGACAAUGACCCAAAGCACAGCUCCAAACUAUGCAAUAACUAUUUAGGGAAGAAGCAGUCAGCUGGUAUUCUGUCUAAAAUGGAGUGGCCAGCACAGUUACCGGAUCUCAACCCUAUUGAGCUGUUGUGGGAACAGCUUGACCGUAUGGUACGUAAGAGGUGCCGAUCAAGCCAAUUCAACUUGUGGGAGGUGCUUCAGGAAGUAUGAGGUGAAAUCUCUUCAGAUUACCUCAACAAAUGGACAACUAGAAUGCCAAAGUUCUGCAAGGCUGUAAUUGCUGCACAUUGAGGAUUCUUUGACGAAAGCAAAGUUUGAGGGAAACAAUUAUUAUUUCAAUUAAAAAUAAAUAUUUUUUAACCUUGCCAAUGACUACAUUUCCUAUUCAUUCUGCUAUAAUUCCUAUUCAAACUCAUUUCAUGUAUGUUUUCAUGGAAAACAAGGACAUUUCUAAGUGACCCCAAACCUUGGAACGGAAGUGUAGCUUAGUAGAACCCCCCCCUCCCCUGGCUUAGACAGAGCUUAGAAUCUUAUGGGUUAAACUGUGAAGUUGUCGUGAAGCAGUGUUUUGCAGCCAAUUAUUUUGGUCUCUGUGAAGACUAAAGGGUGUGUCCUGGCUAUAAACACUGGUUUCACUAGCUAAUGGCAUGUCCCAAGAAAUGUACAAAGUGCCCGUCCACAACUAAGCCAGUAGUGGAGUUUUCCGAUUACACGAUUUCUAACCAUUGCCGGGGUUCACAAUUCCUUUCCUGAGGGACCCCAAGUGUGUGUGCUUGUGUGUUACCACUGAUUACUUUUCCAUUGGAGCCCAUUCCAUCUCGUUUGGCGCAGGGAUAAAUGACAUAGCGGCUCCCUAACACACGCACCCCCAUCCCCCAGAACAGACCCCUCAUUGUAGCGGUGUUAUUGACGCAUGUUUCCAAUCAUGGCGGCAACAGCAUAAACAUUAACUUCUCCAUUCUCUCUCUCGCUCUCUUUUUCUUCUUUAUCUCCCUCCAUCUUUUUUUUUUUUUUACAUUAUCCAGAUGACGAUGACGAAUGCAAAGCCGCAACGAAGCCCCUGUUGAAAAAAGGCAGGCAGCCCGCCUUUGAGUUACCUUACUUUUUCCUUUCUCUCCUUCUAUUACUUUCACUCAUUCGCACACAUACUCAUUCUUUCUCUCGGUCAUAUAACCGUAUAAAACAAAUAUAUAUAUCUUGCUCUCACUCUGUCAUGAGCUUUCGAAAAGCCGUCGAACCUGGUUGAGUUUGGUUUUCUGUUUCUAUUGCUCUCACCGUCAUGCACACACUGUCUCUCACUCUUUGUUACUCUGUCUUUCUCUGUCAUCUAGUAGUCUUAACUGCCUUGCUAGCUGCCUGGCUCUGGGAAUAACUGUGUACGUUUUUCCUCCUUUCCUCUUUCCGCUCCUAACUCACCCUGGCUUCCUGUAGCUCUAACGCAGUCUCUGAAGCACCGUUGCGCGUGUGUGUGUGCUCUGAUGUUGUAUUUUCUUUAAAUCCUUUUCUUUCCUGGACUUCCUCAGUCUUAAGUGCCUGUUUCUUCUCUCAACAGAGAUGACACUGUCUUCAGUACUUUGUCACUGUCUCUGUCUGUUCCUUUCUAGCAGGCUGCUCUUUGGAUUUGUCCCUCUUCUCUUUCUUCCUCUCUGUCUAUGUCUCGCUCUCCUGUUGUAAUAGUCAUAUGCUUUUCAGGUACAGCUGUUUGAUAUCCAUUCUGUCACCUUAGCUAAGUCACAGACAUUCACUAAGACAGACCGAGUAGAGAAGGGAAUGUUACAAUAAAGACACUCACUGACUGCACACAGUUUACAUUCCACUGAGCCCACUUCAGAGAUGGUUUCCAUUGUACCGUGACUGUUAGAUAAAAAACCCACUUCCUUGGAUUUCUAUCACACACUCAAAGUAAGUCACACACAGCCUGGUGCCAGAUCUGUUUAGGCUGUCUUGCUAAUGACCACAGUGCUUAUCUAGGAUCAGGUCCGUAUAAUCUUAUUCAUUAUGAUCUGAAAGACAAAAUGGAUCCUAGACACUUUAUGAAUGUGUGCCCAGUCUUAGUCACACAUAGUGAGGAAUUUCUAGCUAAAUCGUCUCCCUCAUUGAGGAUGCAACUUCCUGUCUUGAUCUUAGUGUCUGACAUAGCACUUUUUUGGCCACACAGACAAGAGCCCCCAGAGGUUGAACGUGGCAGACCAGAGGCUGCUGGACGCCAGUCAGCUGUUCAAGAGGAAACAGGGCAAGGGCACCGUGGACGUGUGGUGGCUCUUUGACGAUGGCGGUGAGUUUGGCCCUCCAGACCACCAGGGGGUGAUUUGUGGUUUCUUUUUGCCUAUUGGUUGCUGUUACAGAGCAGCUUGGUUGUAGUAUGAAGAUUUACAAACACUGUAUUGAGUAUAGAAUUCAGGACAGUCAAUUCAGGAAGAGGUCAGGAUGACUGAGCAGUCUAAAGCGUGCUGCGCUCACAAUUAGAAUUGGUUGAGAAUAUCACUUCUGUUACUAGGUGUGAAUAUCACCGGUGAGUAACAUAUGUAACAAGAGUAACAUGCCACUGAGCAAUUUGAAAAACAUACAUUGGACAAGUAACAUUGCACCAACAUGAGUGGAGUAGGCACAGCAGCCAUGUUGACACUUUGAAAACAUUUAAAGAGACCUUAGUGUGCGACCAUAACUCUGCACAUCAGUAAGAAGAGACUGGUAUUGCUGCAUUGCACCAAAGGCAGAUGGUGACUGACUGUGUAUCUGUAUUGUGACUGUGCCAGGCCUUACCCUGCUCAUCCCCUACCUGCUCACCAACAAGAAGAAGUGGAAGGACUGCAAGAUCCGCGUCUUCAUCGGAGGCAAGAUCAACAGGAUCGACCACGACCGCAGAGCGUGAGUCACCUUCUAUUCACUACAGAUCUUUAUUGCUGUUCUAUUCACUGUAGAUCUAUACUGCCAAUGGGAAUGUAUUGAAAGUACACUACAUGACCACAAGUAUGUGGACACCUGCUCGUCGAACAUCUCAUUCCAAAAUCAUGGGCAUUAAUAUGGAGUUGGUCCCCCCUUUGCUGCCUCCACUCUUCUGGGAGGCUUUCCACUAGAUUUUGGAACAUUGCUGCAGGGACUUGCUUCCAUUCAGCCACAAGAGCAUUAGUGAGGUCGGGCACCGAUGUUAGGCGAUUAGGCCUGGCUCGCAGUCGGCGUUCCAAUUCAUCCCAAAGGUGUUCGAUAGAGUUGAGGUCAGGGCUCUGUGCAGGCCAGUCCAGUUUUUCCACACCGAUCUCAACAAACCAUUUCUGUAUGGACCUCGCUUUGUGCGCAGGGGCAUUGUCAUGCUGAAACAGGAAAGGGCGUUCCCCAAACUGUUGCCACAAAGUUGGAAGCAUAGAAUCGUCUAGAAUGUCAUUGUAUGAUGUAGCGUUAAGAUUUCCCUUCACUGGAACUAAGGGGCCUAGCCAGAACAUGAAAAACAGCCCUAGACCAUUAUUCAUCUUCCACCUAACUUUACAGUUGGCACUAUGCAUUCCGCCAGGUAGCGUUCUCCUGGCAUCUGCUAAACCCAGAUUUGUCCGUCGGACUGCCAGAUGGUGAUGCGUGAUUAAUCACUCCAGAGAAUGCGUUCCCACUCCAGCUGACGCUUGGCAUUGCGCAUGGGGAUCUUAGACUUGUGUGCGGCUGCUUGGCCAUGGAAAUGGAAACCCAUUUCAUAAAGCUCCCGACAAACAGUUAAUGUGUAGACGUUGCUUCCAGAGGUAGUUUGGAACUUGGUAGUGAGUGUUGCAACCGUGGACAGACGAUUUUUACGUGCUUCAGCACUCGGCGGUCCCGUUCUGUGAGCUUGUGUGGCCUACCACUUCGCGGCUGAGCCGUUGUUGCUCCUAGACAUUUCCACUUCACAAUAACAGCACUUACAUUUGCCCGGGCAGCUCUAGCAGGGCAGAAAUUUGACAAACAGACUUGUUGGAAAGGUGGCAUCCUAUGACAGUGCCACGUUGAAAGUCACUGGGCUCUUCAGUAAGACCGUUCUAAUGCCAAUGUUUGUCUAUGGAGAUUGCAUGGCUGUGUGCUCGAUUUAAUACACCUGUCAGCAACGGGUGUUGCUAAAAUAGCCGAAUCAACUAAUCUGAAGCGGUGUCCACAUGCUUUUGUAUAUACAGUGGGGAGAACAAGUAUUUGAUACACUGCCGAUUUUGCAGGUUUUCCUACUUACAAAGCAUGUAGAGGUCUGUAAUUUUUAUCAUAGGUACACUUCAACUGUGAGAGACAGAAUCUAAAACAAAAAUCCAGAAAAUCACAUUGUAUGAUUUUUAAGUAAUUAAUUUGCAUUUUAUUGCAUGACAUAAGUAUUUGAUACAUCAGAAAAGCAGAACUUUAUAUUUGGUACAGAAACCUUUGUUUGCAAUUACAGAGAUCAUACGUUUCCUGUAGGUCUUGACCAGGUUUGCACACACUGCAGCAGGGAUUUUGGCCCACACCUCCAUACAGACCUUCUCCAGAUCCUUCAGGUUUCGGGGCUGUCGAUGGGCAACACAGACUUUCAGCUCCCUCCAAAGAUUUUCUAUUGGGUUCAGGUCUGGAGACUGGCUAGGCCACUCCAGGACCUUGAGAUGCUUCUUACGGAGCCACUCCUUAGUUGCCCUGGCUGUGUGUUUCAGGUCGUUGUCAUGCUGGAAGACCCAGCCACGACCCAUCUUCAAUGCUCUUACUGAUGGAAGGAGGUUGUUGGCCAAGAUCUCGCGAUACAUGGCCCCAUCCAUCCUCCACUCAAUACGGUGCAGUCGUCCUGUCCCCUUUGCAGAAAAGCAUCCCCAAAGAAUUAUGUUUCAUGCUUCACGGUUGGGAUGGUGUUCUUGGGGUUGUACUCAUCCUUCUUCUUCCUCCAAACACAGCGAGUGGAGUUUAGACCAAAAAGCUCUAUUUUUGUCUCAUCAGACCACAUGACCUUCUCCCAUUCCUCCUCUGGAUCAUUCAGAUGGUCAUUGGCAAACUUCAGACGGGCCUGGACAUGCGCUGGCUUGAGCAGGGGGACCUUGCGUGAGCUGCAUGAUUUUAAUCCAUGACGGCGUAGUGUGUUACUAAUGGUUUUCUUUGAGACUGUGGUCCCAGCUAUCUUCAGGUCAUUGAUCAGGUCCUGCUGUGUAGUUCUGGGCUGAUCCCUCACCUUCCUCAUGAUCAUUGAUGCCCCACGAGGUGAGAUCUUGCAUGGAGCCCCAGACCGAGGGUGAUUGACCGUCAUCUUGAACUUCUUCCAUUUUCUAAUAAUUGUGCCAACAGUUGUUGCCUUCUCACCAAGCUGCUUGCCUAUUGUCCUGUAGCCCAUCCCAGCCUUGUGCAGGUCUACAAUUUUAUCCCUGAUGUCCUUACACAGCUCUCUGUUCUUGGCCAUUGUGGAGAGGUUGGGGUCUGUUUGAUUGAGUGUGUGGACAGGUGUUUUUUAUACAGGUAACGAGUUCAAACAGGUGCAGUUAAUACAGGUAAUGAGUGGAGAACAGGAGGGCUUCUUAAAGAAAAACUAACAGGUCUGUGAGAGCUGGAAUUCUUACUGUUUGGUAGGUGAUCAAAUACUUAUGUCAUGCAAUAAAAUGCAAAUUAAUUACUUAAAAAUCAUACAAUGUGAUUUUCUGGAUUUUUUAACUAUGUCUCUCAUAGUUGAAGUGUACCUAUGAUAAAAAUUACAGACCUCUACAUGCUUUGUAAGUAGGAAAACCUUCAAAAUCGGCAGUGUAUCAAAUACUUGUUCUGUACAUUGUAUUAGUGAAUGACGCAUUUUCCUAUUCUUCCAUUCUUUCCAUUCCAUAAUGAGUAAUACAUUUUUAUAUUCUCUUACAUCCUAGAUUUAGGUCUGUCUGGCAAAUUCCCUCUAAAACUCUCAAACCCCUAAUACCUCCAAUGCUAAAUAAGAUCAGUGUGUUACUGGUUCGAGGGAUGAGCUCGCUCUGCUCUUAGCUGCCCGUCAGAGCCCUAAGCUGCAUCGCCUUCCAAAAAUACUGCUUAGUCACUGACUGGCAUGGGCACGGCCCUACGGGAUUAAAUCCACGUUGUUCCACCACCACAUUAAAUCUGCAUGUCUUUUUAUAUAACAAUGUAUUGUUGUAUUCGCUUCACAGAAGCAGGUUAGGGUCUCUAUCUUUCUCUCUCUCUUUCACACUAUUUCUGAUUCUAUUCAUCUCUAUCUCUCUCUUUCUCCCACUCUUCUGUUUUCUCUCUGUCUCUCUCUUUCAGUCUCUUUCUGUAAAUUACAAACCAACGUGGCGGCAGUGUUAUUGUCCAACGCAAAUGUCCUGACCCUCACUCUCAUUGUCCCCCACAGCUGCCUCCUGCCUCCUUUUGUUGGCUAAAAUUAGCACCGCACUGGCAACCCAGGCCUUCCACCCUAGAGUGUGUGUGUGUGUGUGUGUGUGUGUGUGUGUGUGUGUGUCACAAGCCAUAUGUUUGUGCGUUCAUUACUUGAAAAAACAGGAACAGACAUUUCCUCACUAAUUAAAAAAAGUUUCAGUAUUGGCAAUCUAUCUUUUUUGGACAUCAUUCGUUCAAUACUUUAUUGCAAUAAUAUCCCAUCCAAACUCUCCGCAUGUAAUUGAGGAUUCAAGUAUCCCUUUGAUAUAAAAGUUGUUGGAUAUAAAAGUCGCCGUACUUAGGCAGACAUGACAUGUUUGGAGUCGCUGACGCUGAAAAUGUUUUGGAGAAGUUAUCCCUAGAUUUAAAAAAGCCUAGGGAAAUGACUGUCAUAAACAGAAAGCCUCUCAACAGCCACAACAGCUUUUUUUUCUCUCCAAAAUAUCUGGAAAAUAUCGACAUCAGCUCGCACCUGUUCGCUGUGAUACUUCAAACAGCGGCAAUCCUUUCAAAUGGCUUCUUGAUGUCCUCAGUGGCUUGUGCGGUCUCUCCGAAGCUCUUGGAUGUAAGUUGCAUGAAAUGUGGCUUCAGUGUGUUAUAAAGCGUUUGUUAUUCAAUUUUCUCCUCAGGAUGGCCACACUGCUCAGCAAGUUCAGGAUAGACUUCUCCGACAUCAACGUACUAGGAGACAUCAACACCAAGCCCAAGAAAGAGAAGUAUGUUGUUUUUCUUAUGACCGUUCUGAGGUUGUCGGGCGGGUUGGGGUUGGCAAUGAUUUUAAAAUGUCUAUUUUAAUUUCACAAAUUUGUUCUAAAUUGAAAUGCCAAGGCAAAAUGUAUGUGAAAAGCGUCGUCCGGGGUAGGGGAGGGUUUGGCCCGGGGGCUUUACCUGGCUCAUCGUGCUGCAGGCUAACUUCGGUCGUCAGUUGCACAGUGUUUCCUCUGACACAUUAGUGCAGCUGGCUUCCGGGUUAAGCAGGCGGGUGUUAAGAACCGCGGUUUGGCGGGUCAUGUUUCGGAGGACGCAUGACUCGACCUUCACCUCUCCCGAGCCCGUUGGGGAGUUGCAGCAAUGAGAUUGGAUUGCAAUUGGGGAGAAAAAGGGGGUAAAAUACAACAAGAAAAAGGAAAGUGAAGUGAGCACACGCUGUUCUUUGAACUGGGAGUCAACCAGUCUGCAAGCACUUAAAUAUUUACAGGAAACCCUUUUUAUUGACAUUCUCAAAUAUUAAUAAUGGGAUAAUUCCCUUUUGGACGCUUAAGUGGCAUAUUGCUGAUUGCUAAUGUAAGCUGCAGGCCGUAGAAAACGGAUUAUUGUGCAUAGUAACAGACAGUAGCGUUUUAAAAAUGUUAGUUUUUUCCUAGUUAGCUAUGUUUCUCAUCGACUUUUAAUUAUUUCCAAUGCCUUGCGUAAAGAGACAUUCAUCGAAAUGUAUGCUACUAAUGAUAGCAGUCAGAAACAAUCAAAUUGAAUGGUCCCCACGUUAUUGUAACACAACCAUUGCAAUAAUUCCAAAUAAUAAUAUAAUAUAAUAUGCCAUUUAGCAGAUGCUUUUAUCCAAAGCGACUUAGUCAUGUGCGUAUACAUUUUUAUGUAUGGGUGGUCCCGGGGAUCGAACCCACUACCCUGGCGUUACAAGCGCCAUGCUCUACCAAUUGAGCUACAGAGGACCACCAAAUCAAGUACAUUUGACUUGAAUUUUUUUUGAAUGAAACAUAUUACUGCAAUAUACAGGUAACUGCCUAAAUAAAGGAAGUGCUUGAGUAAAUGAGGGAUACAAAGUAUAUUGAAAGCAGGUCCUUCCACACAGGUGUGGUUCCUGAGUUAAUUAAGCAAUUAACAUCCCAUCAUGCUCAGGGUCAUGUAUAAACAUGCCCAGUUGCCCAUUAUAUUGGCUACCAUGGCUAGAAGAAGAGAUCUGUGACUUUAAAAGAGUGGUCUCAAAGGAGCAUAGCGGGGUUAAAUUGUGUGUGUGAUAGUGGGGUUAAAUUGUGUGAAUCAGUCACCAUAUCUCAACCCAAUUGAAGAUUCUGGAGCGGCGCCUGAGACAGCGUUUUCCACCACCGUUAUCAAAACACCAAAUUUGGUAUUUGUUAGGAUACCCAUUAGCAGCUGCAAAAGCAUCAGCUACUCAUCAUGUGGUCCACAUGACAUAAUACAUAGUACAGACAAUUAUUAGUCAAGGACUGAAAUACAUAAAUUUUUAACAUCAUACAUAGCCUACAUAUCAGUACAUACACACAAUAUCUAGGUCUAAUACAUAGUACAGUGCAAAUUACAAUACAAUAUAUAAUAUGGCGGUGUCUCUUCACAGUCCCCUUUGUGCAGUAAGGUGUUCUUUAUUCAGUUUUUUUUAAACUGGUUUUAUUGCUAGCUUGAGUUACCUGGGGUGGCAGAGUUCCAUGUAGUCAUGGCUCUAUUUAAUACUGUGCGUUUCCCAGCCUCUGUUCUGGACCAGGGGCAGGGGAAAAAUACAUGUAAUCUAUGCACUUACAUAGCGACUGGAGGACGCUUUUCCCGUGGUUCCUGUUGUAACGAGAAGCAAUGUGCUUAAUAUUAGUAAUGUUGCGCAACAUGAGCUCAUGGGCUCUCAUGAAGUGUUUGUUUAGAUUUGCAUUGAUGUCAGAGUGGUUAGAGGGACAAUAGAGUGCUGAGUACCAGGCAAUUAGCAAGUUUGGUAGGCUACUAAUGGCCAUCAGCAGCAUUUACAUUUUCGUCAUUUAGCAGACGCUCUUAUCCAGAGUGACUUACAAAUUGGUGCAUUCACCUUAUGAUAGCCAGUGGGACAACCACUUUACAAUAUGUUAUUUUUUAUUUAGUUUUCUCUUUGGGGUGGGGUAAGGGGGGGUAGAAGGAUUACUUUAUCCUAUCCCAGGUAUUCCUUAAAGAGGUGGGGUUUUAAGUGUCUCCGGAAGGUGGUGAGUGACUCCGCUGUCCUGGCGUCGUGAGGGAGCUUGUUCCACCAUUGGGGUGCCAGAGCAGCGAACAAUUUUGACUGGGCUGAGCGGGAACUGUGCUUCCGCAGAGGUAGGGGGGCCAGCAGGCCAGAGGUGGAUGAUCGCAAUGCCCUCGUUUGGGUGUAGGGACUGAUCAGAGCCUGAAGGUACGGAGGUGCCGUUCCCCUCACAGCUCCGUAGCCAAGCACCAUGGUCUUGUAGCAGAUGCGAGCUUCAACUGGAAGCCAGUGGAGUGUGCGGAGGAGCAGGGUGACGUGAGAGAACUUGGGAAGGUUGAACACCAGACGGGCUGCGGCGUUCUGGAUGAGUUGUAGGGGUUUAAUGGCACAGGCAGGGAGCCCAGCCAACAGCGAGUUGCAGUAAUCCAGACGGGAGAUGACAAGUGCCUGGAUUAGGACCUGUGCCGCUUCCUGUGUAAGGCAGGGUCGUACUCUGCAAAUGUUGUAGAGCAUGAACCUAUAGGAUCGGGUCACCGCCUUGAUGUUAGCGGAGAACGAAAGGGUGUUGUCCAGGGUCACGCCAAGGCUCUGUGCACUCUGGGAGAAGGACACAACGUAGUUCUCAACCGUGAUGGCGAGAUCAUGGAAUGGGCAGUCCUUCCCCGGGAGGAAGAGCAGCACCGUCUUGCCGAGGUUCAGCUUGAGGUGGUGAUCCGUCAUCCACACUGAUAUGUCUGCCAGACAUGCAGAGAUGCGAUUUGCCACCUGGUUAUCAGAAGGGGGAAAGGAGAAUAUUAAUUGUGUGUCGUCUGCGUAGCAAUGAUAGGAGAGGCCAUGUGAGGAUAUGACGGAGCCAAGUGACUUGGUGUAUAGCGAGAAUAGGAGAGGGCCUAGAACUGAGCCCUGGGGAACACCAGUGGUGAGAGCACGUGGUGCGGAGACAGAUUCUCGCAACGCCACCUGGUAGGAGCGACCUGUCAGGUAGGACGCAAUCCAAGAGUGAGCCGCGCCAGAGAUGCCCAACUCGGAGAGGGUGGAGAGGAGGAUCUGAUGGUUCACAGUAUCAAAGGCAGCAGAUAGGUCUAGAAGGACGAGAGCAGAGGAGAGAGAGUUAGCUUUAGCAGUGCGGAGAGCCUCCGUGACACAGAGAAGAGCAGUCUCAGUUGAAUGACCAGUCUUGAAACCUGACUGGUUUGGAUCAAGAAGGUCAUUCUGAGAGAGAUGGCAAGAGAGUUGGCUAAAGACGGCACGCUCAAGAGUUUUGUAGAGAAAAUAAAGAAGGGAUACUGGUCUAUAGUUGUUGACAUCGGAGGGAUUGAGUGUAGGUUUUUUGAGAAGGGGUGCAACUCUCGCCCUCUUGAAGAUGGAAGGGACAUAGCCAGCGGUCAAGGAUGAGUUGAUGAGCGAGGUGAGGUAAGGGAGAAGGUCUCCGGAAAUGGUCUGGAGAAGAGAGGAGGGGAUAGGGUCAAGCGGGCAGGUUGUUGGGCGGCCGGCCGUCACAAGUCGCAAGAUUUCAUCUGGAGAGAGAGGGGAGAAAGAAGUCAAAGCAUAGGGUAGGGCAGUGUGAGCAGGACCAGCGGUGUCAUUUGACUUAACGAGGAUCGGAUGUCGUCAACCUUCUUUUCAAAAUGGUUGACGAAGUCAUCCACAGAGAGGGAGGAGGGGAGGGGGGGGGGGGAUUCAGCAGGGAGGAGAAGGUGGCAAAGAGCUUCCUAGGGUUAGAGGCAGGGGCUUGGAAUUUAGAGUGGUAGAAAGUGGCUUUAGCAGCAGAAACAGAGGAAGAAAAUGUAGAGACGAGGGAGUGAAAAGAUGCCAGGUCCGCAGGACGUCUAGUUUUCCUCCAUUUCCGCUCGGCUGCCCGGAGCCCUGUUCUGUGAGCUCGCAAUGAGUCGUCAAGCCACGGAGCAGGAGGGGAGGACCGAGCCGGACGGGAGGAUAGAGGACAUAGAGAGUCAAAGGAUGCAGAAAGGGAGGAGAGGAGGGUUGAGGAGGCAGAAUCAGGAGAUUGGAGGGAGAAGGAUUGAGCAGAGGGAAGAGAUGAUAGGAUGGAAGAGGAGAGAGUAGCGGGAGAGAGAGAGCGAAGGUUCCGACGGCGCAUUACCAUCUGAGUAGGGGCAGAGUGAGUAGUGUUGGAGGAGAGCGAGAGAGAAAAGGAUACAAAGUAGUGGUCAGAGACUUGGAGGGGAUUUGCAUUGAGAUUAGUAGAAGAACAGCAUCUAGUAAAGAUGAGGUCAAGCGUAUUGCCUGCCUUGUGAGUAGGGGGGGACGGUGAGAGGGUGAGGUCAAAAGAGGAGAGGAGUAGAAAGAAGGAGGCAGAGAGAAAUGAGUCAAAGGUAGACGUAGGGAGGUUAAAGUCACCCAGAACUGUGAGGGGUGAGCCAUCCUCAGGAAAGGAACUUAUCAAGUUGUCAAGCUUAUUGAUGAACUCUCCAAGGGAACCUGGAGGGCGAAAAAUGACAAGGAUGUUAAGCUUGAAUGGGCUAGUGACUGUGACAGCAUGGAAUUCAAAUGAGGAGAUAGACAGAUGGGUCAGGGGAAAAAGAGAGAACGUCCACUUGGGAGAGAUAGGAUUCCUGUGCCACCACCCCGCUGACCAGAUGCUCUCGGGGUAUGCGAGAACACAUGGUCAGACGAGGAGAGAGCAGUAGGAGUAGCAGUGUUUUCUGUGGUAAUCCAUGUCUCCGUCAGCGCCAAGAAGUCGAGGGUCUGGAGGGUAGCAUAGGCUGAGAUGAACUCUGCCUUGUUGGCCGCAGAACGGCAGUUCCAGAGACUGCCGGAGACCUGGAACUCCACGUGGGUCGUGCAUGCAGGGACCACCAAAUUAGAGUGGCAGCAGCCACACGGUGUGAGGUGUUUGUAUAGCCUGUGCGGAGAGGAGAGAACAGGGAUAGACAGACGCAUAGUUGACAGGCUACAGAAAAUGGCUACAAUAAUGCAAAGGAGAUCGGAAUGAAAUGAACUAAACAUCUGGGAAAGCGAGAGAGCGGGGCCUCCCUCACUUACGUUUCACUGAAACACUCAAAUAUAACUCUCCCAACUUCCACUUUAGAAAUUAUAAUUGUUGUAAACUACAGUGGUUCAAUAUUUCUAGGAAUAAACUAACUUAGUUUAUUCAGCUAGCUAACUUGGUACAGUAUUCUUCAGUGAAAACCGUCCAGGGCACCGAAUCCUAUGACGCCAUAGCCAAGUAGCAUGCCAGCCUCCAAUAACACGGUUUAGCACCAAUACUCGGUUACAACAAACCACCAGUGUGUUAACAUGCCAAGCAGAUCAUUCGUGUCCAUGUCUAACGUUGUGUAAAGUUUUGGGUUAGUUUUGACAGUUUGAGUGAGUUCGUCAACUUAUUCAGCCAGUUAGUUAGCUAGAAUAGUUAGCAUACUAGCUAGCCAUUGCUCUCUGCCAACAAAAAACCCCUCCUUCCACGGCACAAACACACAGAGAGAGCUGGGAGAAGCCUAAUUACCGUGAUCAACAGUCACGUGUAAUUUGACUGCCUUCAUGACUCGUGACCGCCGGUGUGGCGGUAAUAUGGUCAACGUAAAAGCCCUAGUCGGUACAAGAUGGUUUGUCCUUAUUUAUACAGUGGGGAAAAAAGUAUUUAGUCAGCCACCAAUUGUGCAAGUUCUCCCACUUAAAAAGAUGAGAGAGGCCUGUAAUUUUCAUCAUAGGUACACGUCAACUAUGACAGACAAAUUGAGAAAAAAAAUCCAGAAAAUCACAUUGUAGGAGUAAGUAUUUGGUCACCUACAAACAAGCAAGAUUUCUGGCUCUCACAGACCUGUAACUUCUUCUUUAAGAGGCUCCUCUGUCCUCCACUCGUUACCUGUAUUAAUGGCACCUGUUUGAACUUGUUAUCAGUAUAAAAGACACCUGUCCACAACCUCAAACAGUCACACUCCAAACUCCACUAUGGCCAAGACCAAAGAGCUGUCAAAGGACACCAGAAACAAAAUUGUAGACCUGCACCAGGCUGGGAAGACUGAAUCUGCAAUAGGUAAGCAGCUUGGUUUGAAGAAAUCAACUGUGGGAGCAAUUAUUAGGAAAUGGAUGACAUACAAGACCACUGAUAAUCUCCCUCGAUCUGGGGCUCCACGCAAGAUCUCACCCCGUGGGGUCAAAAUGAUCACAAGAACGGUGAGCAAAAAUCCCAGAACCACACAGGGGGACCUAGUGAAUGACCUGCAGAGAGCUGGGACCAAAGUAACAAAGCCUACCAUCAGUAACACACUACGCCGCCAGGGACUCAAAUCCUGCAGUGGCAGACGUGUCCCACCUGCUUAAGCCAGUACAUGUCCAGGCCCGUCUGAAGUUUGCUAGAGUGCAUUUGGAUGAUCCAGAAGAGGAUUGGGAGAAUGUCAUACGGUCAGAUGAAACCAAAAUAUAACUUUUUGGUAAAAACUCAACUCGUCGUGUUUGGAGGACAAAGAAUGCUGAGUUGCAUCCAAAGAACAACAUACCUACUGUUAAGCAUGGGGGUGGAAACAUCAUGCUUUGGGGCUGUUUUUCUGCAAAGGGACCAGGACGACUGAUCCGUGUAAAGGAAAGAAUGAAUGGGGCCAUGUAUCGUGAGAUUUUGAGUGAAAACCUCCUUCCAUCAGCAAGGGCAUUUAAGAUGAAACGUGGCUGGGUCUUUCAGCAUGACAAUGAUCCCAAACACACCGCCCGGGCAACGAAGGAGUGGCUUCGUAAGAAGCAUUUCAAGGUCCUGGAGUGGCCUAGCCAGUCUCCAGAUCUCAACCCCAUAGAAAAUCUUUGGAGGGAGUUGAAAGUAUGUGUUGCCCAGCGACAGUCCCAAAACAUCACUGCUCUAGAGGAGAUCUGCAUGGAGGAAUGGGCCAAAAUACCAGCAACAGUGUGUGAAAACCUUGUGAAGACUUACAGAAAACGUUUGACCUGUGUCAUUGCCAACAAAGGGUAUUUAACAAAGUAUUGAGAAACUUUUGUUAUUGACCAAAUACUUAUUUUCCACCAUAAUUUGCAAAUAAAUUCAUAAAAAAUCCUACAAUGUGAUUUUCUGGAUUUUUUUCUUUCUCAUUUUGUCUGUCAUAGUUGACGUGUACCUAUGAUGACAAUUACAGGCCUCAUCUUUUUAAGUGGGAGAACUUGCACAAUUGGUGGCUGACUAAAUACUUGUUUUCCCCACUGUAUAUAGCAACAAUUGUUUCACCUCUUCCACUGCCACUUUGUGAAACUCAAAACUACAGUGCUUGUCUUUCAUUAUUUGGUCCAUUAUGCAUGCAUAUGAAGGCUCAGCAUUUGUUGUCUGCAUGUCAUACCGAAGUUUGUAAUCGUGUAAACAAAAAAGUUAUUAAAGUGGUUGGCAAUAUCAAAGGGUUUGUUAUGAACAAGAAUUUAAUUUAAAGUACUAUCAUUCUUUAUAUCAUUUAUCUUUGUUCCAUAGUAUAGUUUCUUCUUUUUGUUACAUGAUUUCUCAAUUUACUGUAGGUUUGCCAGUCUGCUGUGUUGUCAGACUUGUUUGCUAUUCCCUUUGCCUUAUCCCUCUCAGCCAUACAGUUUUUCAAUUCCCCAUCUAUCCAUUGGUAUUUGGCAGUUCUAACAGUCAGUUUCUUGUAGCAUCCGGAUGUUCCUCAUUACACACAUCAGACCAACAAAUAUUUUUCACAUCUUCGACACUUAGGUCUAGUGUUUGGAACUUUGUAUUUCUAAAUAUGGCUAUUAUAUUAUGAUCACUACAUCCGGUGGAUGUGGAUACUGCUUUAGAGCAGAUUUCUGCAACAUUAGUAAAGAUGUGAUCAAUACACGUGGAUGAUUUAGUUACUGUUCUGUUUGUAAAUACCCUGGUAGGUUGACUGAUGACUUGAACCAGAUUGCAGUCACUAGUUACAGCUUGGAGCUUCUUUUUGAGUGGGCAGCUUGAUGACAACCAGAUCAAUACCGCCCUACUCAUCGACCCCUUGGCUGUAAGAGGCAUUCAGAACAGAAAUUCUGUGUGCCUAGGCUGCAUCAAAGUACUUAGAAAGCACAUCUUGUUUUUCCCGCAGCUGAGCUAGCAGACGGAGAAUCUCUUCCCUAAGCUGCUUGAUGAUGAUACAUUUGGAACAGACAAAGAAUUUAUGUUCAAUUUAUGUCCAACUUAUUUUCCUCCUCUUGCAUUGAUAUCAUCUCGCACCUAGCGCAUUUGAGCCCAGAUGUAGAUGCAAAUACCACUGGUGUUUUGACUCUAACACUGCUAGCGUUAUCUUGCUCUCUUAGCAUGAUGGCUAACCGCUAACUAUUGUGUUUUUUAAGCAGGAAUCCGGGACACAAACUUUCGUUCCCAGCUAUCAGAACUUCCAAUGGUUAAAGAUAGUUGUUGUUGACAUGAUUAAAAACUAUUUCAUAAAAACAACAGAUCGAGUGUCGACAGUACACUGAUCUGUUGCGUGCUCAGAUUUUUUAUUUUAUUUAUUUUUUUAUUUUGUCACUUAGCAGACGCUCUUAUCCAGAGCGACUUACAGUUAGUGAGUGCAUACAUUUUCAUACUGGCCCCCCGUGGGAAUCGAACCCACAACCCUGGCGUUGCAUGGGACUAUGAUAGCUGUUGCGUGAUGACGUAUGCUCUCACAUAGCAUUGGGUUGAACUUUGACACAUUCAAUAAUCAUGACAGUGUUGGCUCUUGGGGGGAUGCAACUCAAUCUUAGGAAGGUGUUCCUAAUGUUUGAUAUACUCAGUGUAUAAACUCCAAUAUACUGGCCUGUCAAAUAUACUGUGCGUGUGUACUAAUGUUUCUAACUAAUCGUUUACUAACCUUUGAUCCCCUGUGGUUGUGCAGUGUGACUGCUUUUGAAGAGAUGAUCGAGCCGUACCGGCUGAAGGAGGACGACAUGGAGCAGGAUACAGCGGAGGCACUGAAGGCCAGCGAGCCCUGGAGGAUCACAGACAACGAGCUGGAGCUCUUUAGGGCCAAGGUAAAUCUAACCACUCUAGCCAUCACCAUAUUACUUACUCCUAUCCAGUUAUUUCAGAUCUGUGAACAUGGAAGUGGUAGGGGCUAGCUGUAGGAUGCUAGGAGCCAAAUAGAACCAAGCCUAUAAACCAUUUUGAAAUGGGGUCCUCCAGAGUCUGGUAUUGUGCCCAAUGUCUUUGAUGAGCUAUAUGGGGAUGAAAGUACUCCCAUAUCUGCCUAUCCUACAGCAAAGUGUGGCUGCUGCUUUAGAUGGUAAUCUCGUAACCCGACGGAUGUGUGUCCACCUUAACCUGUGUUUUUGUUUUGGUUCUUCUCAGACUAAUCGUCAGAUCAGACUAAACGAACUGCUGAAGGAGCACUCAAGCACAGCUAACCUCAUUGUCAUGUAAGUAGAUUUAAGAGCAUUUAUUUUUGUGUGUGUAUUGAGGCCUUGUGUCUGGGGGCGGCAGGUAGCCUAGCGGAUAAGAGCGUUGGGCCAGUAACCGAAAGAUCACUGGUUAGAAUCCCAGAACUGACUAGGUGAAAAAUCUGUCAAUGUGCCCUUGAGCAAGGCACUUAACCCAAAUUGCUCCUGUAAGUCUCUCUGGAUAAGAGCGUCUGCUAAAUUACUAAAAUGUAAAUUGUAAUAACAGCUGCUAAGUGAAUCAGCUGGGUGCCCUGUAAACUGAGACGCCAGCCGCCCUCACAUAAACACUCACUCUCCUCUGUCAUCCUCUGUCACCUUUCCUCCAUUUCCCCCCACUUCCCUGCCUCUUCUCUUCCACCUUUUCGCUCUGUUGCUCUCCCUUCUCUCUCUCAAUCCACUCUUCAUCCUCCUUUCUCUCUGCUAUAUUUUCCUAUUCUCCCCCUCUCCAUUUUCCUCUCAUUUAUUCUCCCUCUGCUUCCUCACUCGUCCUUCCCUCUCUAUGCAUGGGCGCACACAGACAAUACUCCACUCGCACUCAUUCAGUAGGGCUGUAGGUUAAUUGCCCUAGCGUUGUCUCUCUCCACCACUGGCUUGGCUCUGCUUCAGUCCCUGCUGUCCUAUCCUAUUCACAACACCACAUCACUACUGCUCUUCUCACCUCCACCACUGAUACUGAAUGGGGCCAGUGUCACUGGACCUCCAUUUUGUAUCUCAUUAAUGGAUGUGUAGAAUAUGAUGUUUCAAUGCUCUGUUAGUCAAACUGCACUUUAUUGAAGUAUGCGUGUGGUAUUGAGUUGUUUAUUGUGCUGUUGAUAUACGGGGCACAAGGGUGAGAUUUGAAAGGAUCCGAAACGGAUAGGGCUAUUUCUGUCCCUCAUCACAUUGUGUGAGAGAGUGAGUGCUGUUGUGAAGUCUGUGGGGAAACAAGACUAAUGCAAUAAAAGUGGGACCUGAUGGUGGGGCUGGUCACAUUAUUGAUAGCCAGCCCAUGUGAAGAACUCUUUAUGUAACUGCCCAGGGAGUGUGACCGUAUUGGUGAUGUAACGGGAGCCCAUCAGACCUAGGGUACAUUUUAACUAAGCUUUUGUGGACAUAUGCCCAAUCCCAAAUCGACUCCUAGCCUCUACCCCAUGGGUAUUUUUCUCAACAGGUUAUCUUCCCUAUUGUGCCUUUUGGUAAGCACACUGUAUGACAGUAUGACUUCCUAAAUCUAUCUAUCUAUCUACAGGAGCAUGCCCUUGGCCAGAAAGGGAGCGGUGUCCAGUGCUCUUUACAUGUCCUGGCUGGAGACUCUGUCCAAGGACCUGCCUCCCCUCCUCCUGGUGCGCGGCAACCACCAGAGCGUCCUCACCUUCUACUCU